Messenger RNA from Loxodonta africana (African savanna elephant), 47258 nucleotides. It is a transcript of the gene ATG7, whose product is annotated as autophagy related 7. The transcript is spliced from 19 exons. Gene Ontology annotation, biological process: autophagy of mitochondrion; C-terminal protein lipidation; protein modification by small protein conjugation. NCBI's taxonomy places the organism in Eukaryota, Metazoa, Chordata, Mammalia, Proboscidea, Elephantidae. The record is from RefSeq and is a predicted model, not a curated record. Gene Ontology annotation, molecular function: Atg12 activating enzyme activity; Atg8 activating enzyme activity. Bases 83 to 2311 code for a protein of 742 amino acids. Gene Ontology annotation, cellular component: phagophore assembly site; cytoplasm.
GCGGGGCCAUGGUACGUCAUUGGGGCGCGCACUGCGGACGACGCUGUGGUUGCCGGAAGUUGAGCGGCGUAGGCAACAAAUAAUGGCAGCAGCUACGGGGGAUCCGGGACUCUCCAAAUUGCAGUUUGCCCCCUUUAGCAGUGCCUUGGAUGUUGGAUUCUGGCAUGAGUUGACCCAGAGGAAGCUGAAUGAGUAUCGGCUGGAUGAAGCCCCCAAGGACAUUAAGGGCUAUUACUACAAUGGUGAUUCUGCUGGGCUGCCAGCUCGCUUAACAUUGGAGUACAGAGCAUUUGACAUGAGUGCUCCCGCCCCAGCCCGUUGCUGCCCAGCUGUUGGAACACUUUAUAACACCAAUACACUUGAGUCCUUUAAGACUGCAGAUAAGAAGCUACUUUUGGAACAAGCAGCAAACGAGAUAUGGGAAUCAAUAAAAUCGGGUGCUGCUCUUGAAAACCCUGUGCUCCUCAACAAGUUCUUCCUCUUGACAUUUGCAGAUCUGAAGAAAUAUCACUUCUACUAUUGGUUUUGCUACCCUGCCCUCUGUCUUCCAGAGAGUAUACCCCUCAUUCAAGGGCCAGUGGGUUUACAUCAAAAGUUUUCACCAAAACAGAUUAAAGCCCUUGAGCAUGCAUAUGAUGAUCUUUGUCACACAGAAGGAGUCACAGCCCUGCCUUACUUCUUAAUCAAGUACGAUGAGAACACAGUGCUGGUUUCCUUGCUUAAACACUGCAGUGAUUUCUUCGACAGUCAAAGGACAAAGAUAACUGUUGGUGUAUAUGACCCCUGUAACUUGGCCCAGUACCCUGGAUGGCCUUUGAGGAAUUUUUUGGUCCUAGCAGCCCACAGAUGGUAUUUACAAGUGAGUAGCCGUUUCCAGUCUGUGGAGGUGCUUUGCUUCCGGGACCGCACCAUGCAGGGGGUGAGAGACACCGCCCACAGCAUCAUCUUUGAAGUGAGGCUUCCAGAAAUGGCGUUUAGCCCAGAUUGUCCUAAAGCAGUUGGGUGGGAGAAGAACCAGAAAGGAGGCAUGGGACCGAGGAUGGUGAACCUCAGUGAGUGCAUGGACCCUAAAAGGUUAGCUGAGUCAUCCGUGGAUCUAAAUCUCAAAUUGAUGUGUUGGAGAUUGGUCCCUACUUUGGACUUGGACAAGGUUGUGUCUGUGAAAUGUCUGCUGCUUGGAGCUGGCACCUUGGGCUGUAAUGUAGCCAGGACACUCAUGGGCUGGGGCGUCAGACACAUCACGUUUGUGGAUAAUGCCAAGGUCUCCUACUCCAAUCCUGUGAGGCAGCCUCUCUAUGAAUUUGAAGAUUGCCUAGGGGGUGGUAAGGCCAAGGCCCUGGCUGCAGCAGACCGGCUCCAGAAAAUAUUCCCCGGAGUGAAUGCCAGAGGGUUCAAUAUGAGCAUCCCCAUGCCUGGACACCCAGUGAACUUCUCCAGCGUCACCCUGGAGCAAGCCCACAAGGAUGUGGAGCAGCUGGAGAAGCUCAUCGAAAGCCAUGAUGUCAUCUUCCUGUUGAUGGACACCAGGGAGAGCCGGUGGCUUCCUGCUGUCAUUGCUGCAAGCAAGAGAAAGUUGGUCAUCAAUGCUGCCUUGGGAUUUGACACAUUUGUGGUCAUGAGACACGGCCUGAAGAAACCUAAGCAGCAAGGAGCUGGAGACUUGUGUCCCAACCACCCUGUGGCAUCUGCCGACCUCCUAGGCUCAUCCCUUUUUGCCAACAUCCCUGGCUACAAACUUGGCUGCUAUUUCUGUAACGAUGUGGUGGCCCCUGGAGAUUCAACCAGAGACCGGACCUUGGACCAGCAGUGCACUGUGAGCCGCCCAGGACUGGCCAUGAUUGCAGGAGCCCUGGCGGUGGAGUUGAUGGUUUCUGUUUUGCAGCAUCCAGAAGGGGGCUACGCCAUUGCCAGCAGCAGUGACGACCGCAUGAAUGAGCCUCCAACCUCUCUUGGGCUUGUGCCUCACCAGAUCCGGGGAUUUCUGUCACGGUUUGAUAACGUCCUUCCUGUCAGCCUAGCAUUUGACAAAUGUACAGCUUGUUCUUCCAAAGUUCUUGAUCAGUAUGAACAAGAAGGAUUUUCGUUCCUAGCGAAGGUGUUUAAUUCUUCACAUUCCUUCUUAGAAGACUUGACUGGUCUUACGUUGCUACAUCAAGAGACCCAAGCUGCCGAGGAUCAUCUUUCUGUCAUCCAGCCCAGGAAUGGCACCUACCCCGCCCAUCGGGCCACGCGAUCUCUGGGGCCGGCCACCUCGUCUGAAAUAGAUACGUACCAGCUCUCAGGCAGAACAAUUCCCUACAUUCAUACUUGAAUAUAUAUUUUACAAUAUUACCUCGUUUGUCUUUGUAGGUUUGCUCCUGUCUCAAGUCAAAACAAAAAAAAAUUCCUGACUAGAGUUACUGCUAAUGAGCCAAACUGCCUCUUUUGAGGUUCUCUACUCUCUUUCUGGAGCCCCUGGGCAUGCAAAUGGUUACAUACUAGGCUGCUAAUUAAAAGGUUGGAGGUCCACCCAGAGGCACCUUGGAAGAAAGGCCUGGAGAUCUACGUCGCAAAAAUCAGCCACUGAAAACCCUUAUGGAGCACCAAACCAAAAACCCAGUGCCAUCAAGUCAAUUCCAACUCAUAGUGACCCUAUAGGACAGAGUAGAACUGCCCCAUAGAGUUUCCAAGAAGCAUCUGGCAGAUUUGAACUGCCAACCCUUUGGUUAGCAGCCAUAGCACUUAACUACUACACAGGGUUUCCCUCUAUGGAGCACAGUUCUACACUAAUAAACGUAGGGUGGCCAUGAGUUAGAAUCAACUCAACGGCAGCUGGUUUAACUCUCUGUCCCUAACCCCAACCCACUUGUACCUAGCCCACCUUCAAUGAGUAAUCAAGAGAAGAAAAGUCUAGUACCAUCUCCACCCCACCCCCCACAUGAUAUAGACCCCAGGUUUCCUGGCCAGGCCUUUGGAGAGGAUGGCUCGGCCCCCAUGUUCCCAAAGCUGCCUCUUCCUUCUUUGUGGGAUGUCUCUUCUGCCCAUAUCCACCACAAAAGUAUGCUGUCAGUCAGAAGUGGCUGACCCUGGAAGACUGCCCUUUCUUUGCAUCCCUUUCCCAGGUUUUCCUGCUGAAAACAGCACAUUCUCAAGAUGAAACAACAACCAAUUCCGCUCUCUUUUUCAUGUUGUUUUUGACCAUGUUGUUCUUGGCAGUCCAACUUCUAGGCUUGGGAGUAGAAUUGAUAGCUUAAAGUGUAAAUGUUUAAAUCGAUUGGGAAUAUGGAGUCUUAGCUCCUCUGGAUGAUUUGCCAGUGUCUGUGGCUUCACCCACCAGUGCCCUUGAGUGUCUCCUUGACUUUAUAACUGGCUCGUCUCUGAGAGUGUCCCCCGUCUCUCUCAGCCAGCCCUGAGUGUUGGGGUCCUUUCCCACUUCCUGGACCAAGUGCUGGAAGUAAAAGAGACUGUUUUCAAUCUCUGAAUUCCACCCUACGGUCAAGGGCUCCAGAGUCUGAUGCUGUGGUCUGGCCAGAGGGACUACAAAGCCAAGUCAUUGUAUCACUGUGCACAUCCCUGCUCUGAGCUUCGCUUCUUUCUUGGCAUUGAAUUGAUCUUCCAUCUCAGAGUAACUGUGAAGAUCCAAUGAGAUAAUGUAGUCAUAUCUGAAAUGCUUUGUGAAAAGGAAGACGUAACAACAGCAAGAAUAAAAAUAACAGCUCCUACCUUAUCUGCACCUGCUGUAUACCAGCAAAUGGUUAACACACUGGGCUGCUGACUGAAAGGUUGGAGGUUCAAGUCCUCCCAGAAGUGCCUCUGAAAAAGGUUCUGGUAUCUCCUGCUGAUAAACCAGCCUUUGAAGACCCUGUGGGACACAGUUCUCUGUUCUGACCACGGGGUCCCCAGGAGCUGGGCUCAGCUCAGAGGCCACUGGUGUGGUGUGCUGCUGUGUACCAGUUACUGUGCUUAGUGCCUUAUCUAACCCUGACAACUACUCUGGAAAAAGCAUUAGUAACCCCAUUUUAUAGAUGAGGAAAAUGAGGCUCAAACAGUUGCAGUGACUGGCCCAGGCUCGCAUCCUUAGGGAAAGUGGCAGCAUCAAGAUCUGAGUGCAGCCCAUGUGACCUUAAGGUCCACGCCCUCAGCUAUUAAGCAGAAUAUUUUCCUGCCCAUUUCAUCAUUUGUAAUGUGGCGUAAUGAACUUUCAAGGUGGGUACUUGCAGUUCUUUUCCUUGGGAUACCUACUUUACCCAUUUUCAGAUCAGCAAGCAGUCUCUGUACUCAGGGCUUAACUCCCCUCCACUGAAGGAUUUUGGUGACAUUCCCUCUGGGAGAGGGAGACAGGGGCUGUGGCCACCUGUGUCAGGAAUCACCACCCAUUGUUGGUACCCACACUCACCGCUCUGAUGCGCUGACUGCGUGUUAACCGACCUGAUGGUGGUUCUGUCACGUAAGCCACUUGCUGGCAAGAUGCCUACGGCUCAGAAAGGGCACAGACAUUUGUGUUUCUGUCAUCGAUGGUGGGCUGGUAGGAGGCGAGCAUUGAGAAUAACUCUGCUUCUCAGAGUCUCUGGGCAGGUGUGAGUUAACGGAGCUGCUGGCACAGCACACUGCUAGCCACAAGGAGAACUAGAAAUAAAAGGCAGGGCUCCUGUGUAGGGCCCCCAUCCUGUUGCCAAGACAGGACAAGCAUUGUGACUAAUUAUGAUGUGUGUAUUUGGCAGCGUAGGGUUAAGUGCAUCAACAAAGAGAAUUCAGAGAAGGGAGAGGUUAGUGUGGGCUUGAGGAAAGGCGUCAUGAAAGAGAUGAAUGUGAUGUGGGCACUGGCAUGUGUGGCUAGAACGGGGAGAAGAGAGAAGAAUGUUCCAAACAAGAGAAAGAGCCAAGUGUAUCUGGUCAGAAAUGCUUCCUUCCUGAGAGAAUUCGAUAUAUUUUGAAUUUUAGUUUUAAUUCCAGAAAAGGCGCAUGAUAAUACUUGCCACUUUUUAGAAUGUUCAUGUCUUAAGUGAGAAAUGGUGCUGGCAGUUCUAUCAACAUGUCUUAAUUAGCUGUUUAUUUACAAGACACUUUCCCAGGGGCAAUGAGAGAAUUGAAAGCAAGUGAGACUGUGCUGGUGGUUGCAUGGAUGUAUGUAUAUGUGUCUUAAAACUCACAGAGCUGUUCACACACACAUACACAAAAAGUCAGUCUUACGUAUGUAAAAUUUUAAAAUAAUAUAUUUUUUAAAGUGUAUAAGAUGAAGCCUUCUCCUGCAAGGGCUUACAGUUUGAUAGGGGGGAUAGGACAGUACAGUGUCCUCCAUGGCUGAACAAGGCCUAUGCCACAGAAAGAUUGGAAAAAAAGAAUGCGUGGAGGCGUGAAGCCAGGAUAGAGCACCGCUGGCUAUGGGAAAUACAAAACGUUUUCCCAGCAGAGUAGCAUAUACAACAAGAUCUUACGACGUGGAAUGUCCAGAAUUAAGACAUGGGAGCAGGGAGGCCUGCUUUGGGAGCAGCUCAUGUUCCCUUCUGUGUGGAACAUAGGACGUAAUUCCCACACCGAUCUUUGUGAAGCACCAACUCUGGGCCAACCUCUGUGUUAGGGCUGGGGACUCCAAGAUGAAAAGACUCCAGCCCUGUCCUUGAGGAGUUCCAGCCCAGUUGUGGGAAGAUGGACAUGCAGUUACGUACUAGGCUGCUUACUGAAAGGGUGGAGAUUCAAGUCCACCCAGAGGAGCCUUGGAAGAAAGGCCUGGUGAUGCACUUCUGAAAAAUCGCCCGUUGAAAACACUAUAGAGCACCCUUCUGCUCCAUCACACGUGGGGUCGCCAGGAGUCAGAAUCAGCUCGAAGGCAACUGUUUUUUUCUUUUUCCUUUUUUUUUUUUUAAGGUAGGAGGGUGUUUGGUUUUUGUACCCAGAGGAAGCCAGGGAAGAGGGACCUGACUAACCCAGUCCUGGGAGCCUUCGCUAAUAGCCUUCCGGAAGAAGCAGCCCGUCUAAGGCGUGACUGGAAAGAGCCACAAAGAGAAGGAAAGAGGGAAGAACACUCCAAGCUAAAGCAACUGCAUGUAAAGGCCCACAGAUGAGUGAGAGGAAGAGAGAGGAUCUGAGUUGAAAGUAGCUCAUUGGAGCUGGGGAGAAGGGUAAGCAGGGCCUUCAGGCAGGGUCCGUCAGCUCUAUGAGGACAUUCAGACGUCAUGCUGAGACCCAUGGGGACGACCAAAGUCUUGAGCAGGGUCGCAUGAUGAGGUCAUGCUUCAGAAAGAUGACCGACCCCAGUGUGGAGACAAUAUUGAAGAUGAUCAAUUUGACUCAAGGAAAUCAGUGCGAAGACUGUUCAGUCCUUGUCAGAGGGGACAGUGGCUGGCAAAGAACAGAACAGAAAGAAAUGGAUAAAUUGAGGAGGUAGUUACAUGAUAGACUCCACAGGGCCUAGGGAUUGGUUGGCUCUGGAGGUGUAAUGGAUUGAAUUAUGUCCCCCCAAAAUAUGUGUCAACUUGGUUAGGCCAUGAUUCCCAGUAUUGUGUGUUUGUCCUCCAUUUUGUGAUUGUAAUUUUAUAUUGAGAGGAUUAAGGUGGGAUUGUAACACCACCCUUACUCAGGUCACCUCCCGGGUCAAGGAAAAGGGAGUUUCCCUGGGGUGUGGCCUGUACCAACUUUUAUCCCUCAAGAGAUAGAAGGAAAGGGAAGCAAGCAGAGAGUUGGGGACCUCACACCACCAAGAGAGCAGCACCAGGAGCAGGGUGAGUCCUUUGGACACAGGGUCCCUGCACCUGAGAAGCUCCUUGACCAGGGGAAGAUUGAGGACAAGGACCUUCCUCCAGAGCUGAUGGAGAGAGAAAGCCUUCCCCUGGAGCCGACAUGCUGAAUUUGGACUUGUAACCUACUAGACUGUGAGAAAAUAAAUUUCUCUUUGUUAAAGCCAUCAUAGCAGCACUAGAUGACUAAGAUGGGGUGAAGGAGAGGAAGGGACUAAAGUGCUCCCUGGAUUCUAGUUCAGAAAGCCUGGUGACACGUACCAUUCACUAAGAGGAGAUUCAAAAAGAGGAGGAGGUGGAGGAGCUGAAAGGGGAGGGAUAGGGAGUAAAGCUAGAAAGUCCAUUAGAACCCUACCAUGAGGGUAUUGAAUGUCAGGGUUGAUACUUUGUAUUGAAAACACCGGGUACAAUCUUACUACAAUUGCUGUUUGUUGCCGCUCUUUAAUACAUCAGCUUUUGGCCAGAACCUGGGAUAUAAAUGGACAUCUGGAAAUUGUUAAGAGUCUAGAGUAAACAGCUGACAGCCUUCGCAUUCCCAAAGUGGCCCAUACCCAAACUGACAAUCGGGGCUUGCUGGAGCGUAGAGAAAAAUUUGAUUCGAGCCUAAAAGCCAAUGUAGUUAAUUAAAAGAGAAUGGCGUUGACUGAAUUUUAACAAUUAUUUCUUAAAGUAUUGAAUUUAAAUGGUAAGUUAAACAACAGAACAACCUCCACCUCUCUUGACCCUAAUUUUCUCAUCUGGUAAAUGAGGGGAAAGACCUGUUGCAUCUCAGGGUUUCCUUGCAGCUGUGAUAAUCUAGUCUAAUGAAAAUUUUCGUCAAGAUUUUGUUAAAAUUACUAUGUGAAUAAGCACACAGAAUACAGCACCACCCCUUAUUAGAUCAAGAUUUUUUUGUACCCAGAACUUGAAUUUUGAAAGCCUAACUUGUCAGAUUUUCCAGAAUGCAAAACCCCGACCAAUGAGCUGUUACUGUUUGAAAAUACUGUAUCCUCUGAAGCUUGGACCUUAUCUUUAAAAAGCAAAACAAAAACAAAGUUCCAUGUUUACAGCAAUGAGUGGUGCAAACAGUUAACAUGCUCAGCUGCGAACCAAAGGUUGAAGGUUUGAGUCCACCCACCAGAGACACCUCAAAAGAAAGGCCUGGCAAUCUACUUCCAAAAAAUUAGCCAUCGACAACCCUAUGGAGUACAGUUCUACUCUGACACACAUGGAGCUGCGCGUGAGUUGGAGUGAACUUGACAGAAACUAGGUUGUUUUUUUGUUUGUUUUUUAACUAACAAAAGCAAAUAUUUAUCUUGUGUCGUAUAAGGAACACAGGUACUAUCUUAAUCCCCAUUUUAAUGAUGAAGAAACAAAUUAUUGUUAGCUGCCAUGGAGUUGGCACCUGACUCAUGGUGACCGCACACACAAGGGAAAUAAACGCUGCCGGUCCUAAACCAGCCCCGGAAUUAGUUAUGAACGAGACAGCUGUGAUCCAUAGAGGUUUCACUGGCUGAUCUUUGAAAGUAGAUCACCAGGCCUUUUCUCCUAGUCUGUCUUAGUCUUGAAAGCUCCACUGAAACCUGUUCAGCAUCAUGGCAACACGCAAGCCUCCACUGACAGUUGGCAGUGGCUGCACGUGAGGCCCACUGGGUAGGAAUCAAAGCUGGGUCUCCCACGUGGAAGGCAAGAAUUCCAUCACUGAACCACCCGUGUCUCGUGAGGAAACAAAUAGAUGAAGGUAAUUGUUUCAGACCCUGCUGCUUCCUUGGUGGACUAUUUCUGGAUAGUGAAUCUUACUGAGAUUUUGUUCUGAUGCUAUUCUUAGAAAUGACUUGAGAAGCAGUUGCAGCCAACUCUUUUUCUCAGUACCAUGGUAUAAAAUGGGCACAUACCGUCUCCGGACUUAGGCUCAAAAUAUUACAGCUGCGAUUACUGAAGUCUGUUAGUGAAAGGAGUUUUUAUGCUAUCUUAAAGAUUUUUUGUUUUCAGCCCAAAUUAUCCUCACUUUCAGAUAAUGAUACUUUUUGGAGGGGGCAUUUUAAGAAGGAAAUAGCUUUGGGGGUCACAUUCAUAUGACCUGCGGCUGUGUUGGUCUUUCAGUAAGUAAGAGGAGGGAGCCUGUCAGAUACCCAAGUAGCACCUAUGUGCUUGAGACUUUGACACAUAAAUUUAUUUAAUUUUCACAAGAAUCUUGUGAGACAAGGAACCUUAGGCUCAGAGAAAUUGAGUAGACUUACCAGGGUCACACAGGUCAACAGUGGAAAGGCUGGAAUUUGAACCCAGUUCAGUCAGAGCCAAACUCGUGCUCCUCAACUCUACAGCUACUCUACCAUGCUUGGGAGACCCCUGGUUAAAACUGCUUCUCCGGCAGUAUUCUAGUAGAGACCUAGAAUGUCUGAAUGCCACUGUCUUCCUUUUGUUUAUUCACUUAGUAAACAAAUGGAGAUGAUGUAUCUACCUCCCUCACAGGGAUAUUUUGAGGAUUAAAAGAGAUAGGAUCCACAUAAAGCUUUUGGCUUACCACUUGGCAGUAAGUACUCACUAAACAGUAGCUAUUAUGGCUGCUGAGUGGCUGCUGUGCCUGGCACAGCCCUAGGUGGGUUGUGGAAAGCAGUAUAUCAGCUUCCUAGGCCUACCCUAAUAAAGUACCACAAACUAGGUGGCUUAAAACAAUAGGAAUUUACUGCCCCACAGUUCUGGAGGCUAGUAUUCUGAAUUCUGGGUGUUGACAGGGUCAUGUUCUCCCUGAAGGCUCUAGGGAAGAUCCUUUUUUGGAGCUCCCAGCUUCUGGUAGCCCCGGCUGUUCCUUGGCUUGCAGCUGAAGCAUAGUGCCUUCUCUGCCCCACCUUCACAGCCAUCUUUGCUGGGUGUCUGAGUUUGUGUCUGUUCUCUUUUUUAAGGGCACCACUCAUACUGGAUUAGGACCGCCUACUCCAAUAUGGGAAACCCUGGUGGUGUAGUGGUUAAGUGCUACGGCUCCUAACCAAAAAGGUCAGCAGUUCACAUUUGCCAGGCGCUUCUUGGGAACUCUACAGGGCGGUUCUACUUUGUCCUAUAGGGUCGCUAUAAGUCGGAAUCAACUCGACGACAGUGGGUUUGGUUUUUUUGGUUUUACUCCAAUAUGACCCCAUGUUAACUGGUAACAUUUUUAAAGAUUCUAUUUCCAAACAAGGCCAUAUUCAUGGGUACAGGAUUAAGACUGUGACUAUCUUUUGGGGAGACACAGUUCAACCUAUAAAAUAUAAGGAAGACACCCUCUGUGCCCUGGUGGAGCCCACAGACCUGUGAAGGAAAUGGCCUAAACAAAUAACAAACACAAUAGUGAAAGUUGAGGGCAGUGGUGGUUCCGGGGCAGAAUGUUCACCUUCCAUUGAGGAGGCUUGUGUGUUGCUGUGAUGCUGAACGGGUUUCAGCAGAGCUUCUAGACUGAGACAAACUGGGAAGAAGGGCCUGGUGAUCUACUUCUAAAAAUCAUUCAGUGAAAAUCCUCUGGAUCACAAUGUGUCACCACGAGUUGAGGCCAACCCCACGGUAGCUGAAGCAGCAAUGAGAUCACCCCUGACAAACUUGGUCACGGAAAUCAUUCUGUGGAUCUGGGCUCUGAGUUGUCAGAAACUAGCAUUGUGUUUGGGAAGUGGGUUUUCCCUCUUUAAAAAGCCAGUAUUUAGUGGGAACCCUCACCCUCUUGCACUUACCCCUGAAAAUUAGGCACAAACAGUUGGGACCUUCUCUCCACGGCAUUAGCAUUCUGUAAGUAUGUGUGUUUUCUAGCACUUGAGGCUGCCAUGUUAGUGUAAUGGGGGGUAGUGGUUGCUUCAGGCCACACAUGGGGGUUGGGGGGAGAAUAAGUAAAAAACCCCAAAACCAUUACAGUUAAGUAGAUUCCAAUUCAUGGUCACCCCAUGUGUUACAGAGUAGAACUGUGCCCCAUAGGGUUUUCCUGGCUGUAAUCUUUAAUCUGUAUAGCCAGAAUCCUCCUUAAAAACAAGGAUGGUGAGACUUCAUUUCACGUACUUUGGACAUGUUAUCAGGAGCAACCAGUCCCUAGAGAAGGACAUCAUGCCUGGUAAAAGUAGAGGGUCCACAAAAGAGAGGAAGACCUCAAUAGAUGGACUGACUGACACAGUGGCUGUAAUGAUGGAAUCAAGCAUAGCAACAAUUGUGAGGAUGGUGCAGGACCAGGCAGUGUUUUGUUCCAUUGUACAUUGGGUCGCUAUGAGUAGGAACCAACUUCAUGGCACCCAAAACAACGAUAAUCUUUAAGGAACCAGAUUGUAAGGGCUUUCUUCUAUGGAGCAGCUCAAUGCGAGGGGCAAAACUAUAGACCAUCUGGUUGGGUUUCCUUUCCUGUAACAUGGAAAUGAUGGUAACAGUGGCUGCCUAACAGGGUUGUUGGGGAGAUGGGGGAAGGUAAUCCCAACAGAUACUAGAUUAUGCGAUAAUAAACAUAAAGCAUUUAAGAUCUGUAAGACACUAAGAACAAGUCAAUUGCCAUUAGUAAUAAUGACCUGGAAAAACCAGCAACACCUGAAGCAACUAGAUGUGUGAUAACACCAAUUGUACACACUAGAUAUUGCCAGAAUACUACAGGAAAUGGGGGUGCGACUGGUAUCAGCCUAGGAAAGUGGUGGUUCAGGGAAGCAUCACCCAGGGGGCAAGUCAUAAAUGCAGAGAUCAUGGAGAUGUGGUGGAGGACACUAGGCGGACAUUCCAGGUCAGGAGAAAGGCAGAUGGAUUGGCAGGGCCUGGGAAGGAGCUAUAGAAUGAGGGACAUUAAAGCCCCCCUAAUGCAAGGCUCUGCACCCGGAAGGUCCCUUUCUAAUCUGCUGCCAGGGUCUGCCAAAAAAGCAACUUGGCACGACAUCCCAGCAAGCUACAUAGGGAAUACAUUUAGAGAAGAACUUGAUGUGGGCAUUGCCAUAUGUGUGUAGAACUGGAAGAAGAAAGAAUAUUCCAAACGAGAGAAACAGUCAAGUGUAUCUGACCUAGUUUUGAAAUGGUUCCUUCCUGAGAGAGUUUGAUAUAUUUUGAAUCAUAGUUUCAAUUCCAGAAAAGACACAUGAUAAAACCUGCCACUUUUCAGAAUGUUCAUGUCUAAACUGAGAAAUGGUGCUAGUUAUUCUACUGAACAUGUCUUGACUGUAUAUUUCACAAGACACUUCCCCAGGGGCAACGAGAGAAUUGAAAGUGAGUGAGAUUGUGGUGGUGCUUACACAGAUGCACAUACAGAUAUUAAAAUUCACAGAACUGUUCACAAAAACACAACAAAAAAGAUAAAAUGCUUGAGUGCCUACUAGUAUUGUGUCGUUGCUGGGUACUGUCAAGUUGAUUCUAACUCAUAGCGAUAAUUGUAUGACAGAGUAGAGCUGCCCCAUAGGGUUUCCUAGACAGUAAUCUUUACUGGAGCAAACAGCCAGGUCUUUUUUCUUGAAGAGCCACUGGUGGCAAACCUCCGACCUUUGGGUUAGCAGCCCAGCCUUCGAACUGUUGCACCACCACCAGGGCUCCUUACUGGUAUUGUACUACAUGCUUUAUAUGUCCUGGAUCUUUCCCACUACCCUAUGAGGUAGCUGCCAUUAUUAGCCUCAUUUUACAGACAAGGACACUAAGGAACAAAGCUCUUAAGUGAUUUGCCCCAAGGUCAUCAGCUAUUAAGAGGCCAAACCAGAGUUCCAUUUCAGAUCUGUCUAUCCCCGGAACCCAAGCUCUUAGCCCAGUGUUACAAGGUUAUUCUUGACAGGGAAAUAUUUUUGUGCUUCCCAAAUCCACUGAGCUUAUUUCUCUCAGUUAUCUUCUAUUUGGGAACGUUCCUGGUGAAGAGUUAAUCCAACACAGUAGAAAUUUGUGAAUCUCUGUGAUGAGGUAUCAGGAAACCCCAGAUAUCCUAAAGCCCAGGUCAUGUAUUUUUGGAGCUUCCUACUCUUUUGUCCACCACCUGUCAGUUUGUUGUACUGUGGUAGCUCGUGUGUUACUGUGAUACUGGAACCGGUAUUUCAAAUACCAGCAGGGUCACCCUUGGUGGACAGGUUUCAGCUGAGCUUCUAGACUAAGGCAGACUAUGAAGAAAGACAUGGCGGUCUACUUCUGAAAAAACUGACCUGUGAAAACCUUAUGAAGAGCACCAAACAUUGUCUGAUACAGUGCUGGAAGAUGAGCCCCUCAGGUUGAAAGGCACUAAAAAUACGACUGGGGAAGAGCUGCCUCCUCAAAGUAGAGUUGACCUUAAUGACGUGGAUCAAGUCAAGCUUUUGGAAACUUCAUUUACUGAUGUGGAAUGACUCAAAAUGAGAAAAAAUAGCUGCAAACAUCAAUUCAUAAUCAGAACGUGGAAUGUACCAAGCAUGAAUCAGGAAAAUUGGAAGCUGUCAAAAAUGAAAUGGGAUGCAUAAAGGUUGAUAUUCUAGGCAUUAGUGAUCCAAAAUGGGCUGCUAUUGGCCAUUUUGAAUCAGAAAAUCAUAUGGUCUGCUGUGCCAGGAAUGACAAAUUGAAGAGGAAUGUUGUCGCAUUCAUCGUCAAAAAGAACAUUUCAAGAUCUGUCCUCGAGUACAAUGCUGUCAGUGAUAGGGUAAUAGCCAUACGCCUACAAGGAAGACUAGUUAAUAUGACUAUUAUUCAAAUUUACACACCAACCACUAAGGCCAAAGAUGAAGAAGUUGAAGAUUUUUACCAACUUCUGCAGUCUGAAAUUGAUCAAACAUGCAGUCAAGACACAUUGAUAAUUACUGGUGAUUGGAAUGCAAAAGUGGAAACAAAGAAGAAAGAUUGGUAGUUGGAAAAUAUAGCCUUGGUGAUGGAAACGAUGCCAGGGAUCACAUUAUUAGAGUUUUGCAAGACUGACAGCUCUUUCAUUGCAAAUACCUUUUAUCAACAAUAUAAACAGCGACUAUACAUGUGGCCCUUGCCAGGUGGGAUACACAGGAAUCAAAUCGAUUACUUCUGUGGAAACAGAUAAUGCAGAAGCUCAAUAUCGUCAAUCAGAACCAGGCCAGGGGCCGACUUGGGACACCCCAUCAAUUACUCCUGUGCAAGUGCAGGUCGAAAGUUGAAGAAAAUCAGAGCAAGUCCGUGAGAGCCAAAGUACAACCUCGAGUAUAUCCCACCUGAAUUUAGAGACCGUAUCAAGAAUAGGUUUGACCCAUUGAACAGUAAUGGCCAAAGACCAGAUGAGUUGUGGAACGACAUUAAGGACAUCAUACAUGAAGAAAGCAAGAGGUCAUUAAAAAGAUAGAACAGAAAGAAAAGAGCAAAAUGGAUGUCAGAAGAGACUCUGAAAGUUGCUCUUGAAUGUAGAAUAGCCAAAGGAAGAAACGAAGUAAAAGAGCUGAUCAGAAGAUUUCAAAGGGCGGCUCAAGAAGACAAAGUAAAAUAUUACAACGAAAUGUGCAAAGACCAGGAGUUAGAAAACCGAAAGCGAAGAACACAUCUGGCAUUUCUCAAGCUGAAAGAACUGAAGAAAAAAUUCAAGCUUUGAGUUGCAAUAUUGAAGGAUUCUACAGGGAAAAUAUUAAACAACAAAGGAAGCAUCAAAAGACGAUGGAAGGAACACAAUCAGGAUUGGAGGAAGACUCAUUAACAACCUUUGAUAUGCAGAUGACACAACCUUGCUUGCUGAAGGUGAAGGGGACCUGAAGCACUUACUGGUGAAGAUCAAAGACCACAGCCUUCAGUAUGGAUUAUACCUCAACAUAAAGAAAACAAAAAUCCUCACAACUGGACCAAUAAACAACAUCAUGAUAAACAGAGAAAAUAUUGAAGUUGUCAAGGAUUUCAUUUUACUUGGAUCCACAAUCAACAGCCAUGGAAGCAGCAGUCAAGAAAUCAAAAGACACAUUGCAUUGGGUAAAUCUACUGCAAAGGACCUCUUCAAAGUGUUGAAGAGCAAAGAUGUCACCCUGAAGACUAAGGUGUGCCUGACCCAAGCCAUGGUAUUUUCAGCUGCCUCAUAUACAUGUGAAAGCUAGACAAUGAAUAAGGAAGACAGUAGAAUUGAUGUCUUUGAUUUAUGGUGUUGACAAAGAAUAUUGAAUAUACCAUGGGCUGCCAGAAGAACACACAAAUCUGUCUUGGAAGAAGUGCGGCCAGAAUGCUCAUUAGAAGCAAGGAUGACAAGACUUCGUCUCAUAUUUUGGGCAUGUAGUCCGGAGGGACCAGUCCCUCGAGAAGGAAGGACAUCAGUGAAGGUCAGUGAAAAAGAGGAAGACUCUCAGUGAGAUGGAUUGACACAGUAGCUGCAACAAUGGGCUCCAGCAUGACAAUUGUGAGGAUGGCACAGGACUGGGCAGUGUUUUGUCCUGUUAUGCAUAGGGUUGCUAUGAGUCGGAACCAACUCAAUGGCACCUAAAAACAUUAUUUUGUCCCUCCGCUCCUUUCUCUUGACUCAAGGGAAGUUUUCAGUAAUUUGGAGGAUGAUUGUGUGCUAGGAGACACUGGGGAAUUUCUGAAUAAGCUCAUGAUGUCUUCACCAGUCAGACAAGAGGGUGAUCCUCACGAUGUCCCUCAUUGUGCAGGUUAGCGAGUGACUCACAGGUUGGGCGAGGCCACUGCGACGCUACUGUGAGAAGCUGUGCAGAGUUGCUGGAGGGGUUUGGAGAAGGAGGAGCCAUAUCCCAAGGCAGCAGACAUAGGUAUUUAUGGAAUUUAGACUAAAUUCUAGUGUUCUUUUAUGUCAAAAUGGUAUGCCCAACUUUAAAAGUUUUUACCAGGCACUUCCAUAGGACUGUGAAUAAUGGGUACAAGCAAACCGCAGCUCCAAGUCAGCCGAUUGAAUGGGCACCGUGUCCUCUACUGCACCUGGCACUGACUGUGUUGGGGCUGGGCUGCCAGGAGAUGCAUGCUGAUUGAAUAUACACACUGUUCUGAUUUAGGGUUCGAAGGCACCUUUUCUCAAACUAGUAGAGAGCCCCAGAUCUAGAAUCAGAUUUGACAUCAAGUCUCAGCCUGCCACCUACCAGUUGUGUGGCCUUGAGCUGCUCACAUUUCUUCCUUCGGCCUUGUUUUCUCAUCUGUAAAAUGGACGUGCUGAUACUUUGAAGGGCUUUUCUAAGGGGCCAUCAGAAUAAUGGAGUCCCUGGAUGGUGCAAAUGGUUAACAUACACUAGUAACCAAAGGGUUAGAUAGAGGUUGAAGCCCACGCAGAGGCACCUCGGUCUGAUGAUCUACUUCCGAAAAAAAUCAGCCAUUGCAGAUUCUGUGGAGCACAGUUCUGUGCUGACACACGUGGAGUUGCCAUGAGUCAGAGUUGACUCGGCAGGUCCCUUAAAAGUCUGUGUAAAUGUUGGCAACAUAGUUUUGCACUGCAUGGGAAACACUUCUUAGGGAGUACCAAUAAUGCCCAACCCAAACCACUCAUACAUCCCGAGAACACCCCCAGGUUGUGAGGAUCAACCGGAAGUCAGGAUCAUUGUUCUUAAAAUCUUUGGCCAUCAACUAAAACUCCUACCUUUCCAUCUCUCCUCAUUCUAAAGUGGGGGUAGGGAGGGGGGAAUGUUCCGUCCAGUUAAAAUGAUCUUCAUAAAACUCUUAGCCGAAGCCUAUCUUCCCCCUGUCCUGAAAGCUUAUCUUCCCUCUGGCCUGGUGACCCACCGCAUACGAGUCACCUCCUCUGAGCCUGUCUCUACGCCCAGGGAGAGGAAGGGGAGGGUUACUUUUAAUUUUUACCAUAUGCAUGACUUGUUCCCCGGGCAGCCCAUUCCACCGUGAGGCACUGGUGAAUUAUACUGUGGUGUUUGAUUUAGAGUAAUGGGAAAGUCUGCUCGGCCAUCCCUCAGGGAGCCCUAAACUUUGAUUUGCCUUUGGGAGGGCGGGGAAUUCGCUGAAACCUGAUUUACAGUAUUGCCCUGGUGCUGAUUUCCUUUCACAUCCUAUAAAGGAAGUGCUCUGGUGAUAUUGGCACUGAGCAAGCAACAAAGGUUUUAAAAUGUCGGCUCUGGAAACAGAACUUCACCUUGUGAUGUUAGAAUAAUUAUACUGCACUUGGUCUCUGAUUACAGCCAAAACAACAGUUGCUAAAUUCAGUUAACAUGGAAAAAGCAGAAAGGAGGGGAAAGUCCGCCUAACCUAUGGCCAGGGACCGGUAAAAGGGCCUUCAGAUGGCCACCACCUCUUGGGUUCCCACUUGUCUGGUCCUAACUGCAGCAGAGUCGCCAGCACCGCCCCUUUCUUUUUUGUAGCCACAAGGGCUCUGCAUGUUGACACUAGCUGUGGGAACCUGUGAUUUAAAGGUGAGUUGAAAGAACUGCUUUUAUCCUUGAAGUAUGUAGCUGCAGGCCAAAACAGACAAACACUUUUUAACAAUCUCAGUUCAAAAGAAGUUGGAAGCAUUCUCUUCUUCCCCCUCAUGACUGCCUUCAUCAAAAGGAACCCCAAAUCUCUCCUCAGUUCAGGACCCCCUUCCUCUGGUUGUCUACCUGGUAGGCCCCCCUUGCUUAACGAAGCUGUCGCCUGCUCCAGUUGGAUUUGCAACACAUAAAAUGAAGGCUUUUCCCUCCAACCACUAACAGCGAAGCCUGUUUCUCUACCGUCACCACGGGAAACCCAAGCUUGAGUUCUGGGAUUUGGAGUUUCCCUUCAAGCGUGGCAUAUUAAAGAAAUAGAAGAGUGCUGUGCAGAGUAGUGGAAACCCUGGUGGUGUAGUGGUUAAGUGCUAUGGCUGCUAACCCAAGGGUUGGCAGUUCAAAUCCACCAGGCGCUCCUUGGCAACUCUAUGGGGCAGUUCUACUCUGUCCUAUACUCUGUCCUAUAGGGUCGCUAUGAGUCAGAAUCGACUCGACGGCACUGUGUUUGGUUUGGCUUUUGUGCAGAGUAGUGGCAGCUGCUCCAUUUUUCUCAGAAAAGCAAAAUUCUAAUAAAGAAUGUACAGUCUUUUUUAUUUUAUUGUGAUAAAAUAUGUAUAACCACAAGCUUGCCAUUUUCACCAUUUUUAAGUGUGCAAUUCGGUGACAUUAAUUACAUUCACUGUGUUGUGUUACUGUCACCACUGUCUGUCACUAGAAGUUUUUCAUCACCCCACACAGAAAGCCAGUACCCCUUCAGCAAUAACUCUCCACUGUCUUCUCCCCCAACCCCUGGUAACCACUAAUGAACUUCUGACCUCUCUAAGCCCUUGCUUAUUCUGAAUAUUUCAUAUAAGUGAGAUCAUACAAUAUUUGUCCUUUGUGUCUGACAUAUUUCACUCAGCAAAAUGUUUUUGGGAUUCAUCCAUGUUAGAGCAUGUAUCAGAAUUUUGUUUCUCCUUACAGCUGAAUAACAUUAUACUGUAUGACUGUACCACAUUUUUUAUUGUACUUUAGAUGAAGGUUUACAGAGCAAAUGAUUUUCUCAUUAAACACUUCAUACACAUAUAGUUUUGUGACAUUGAUUGCCAAUCCCAUGACAUGUCAACACUCUCCUCUUCUCAACCUUGGGUUCCUCAUUACCAACUAUCCUGUCCCCUCCUGCCUUCUCGUCCUUCCCCCUGGGCUGGUGUGCCCAUUUAGUCUUGUUUUGUUUUAUGGGCCUGUCUCAUCUUUGACUGAAGGGUGAGCCUCAGGAGUGACUUCAUUACUGAGCUAUGAGGGUGUCCAGGGGCCGUACACUCAGGGUUUCUCCAGUCUUUGUCAGACCGGUAAGCCUGGUCUCUCUUUGUGUGUGUGUGUGAGUUAGAAUUUUGUUCUACGUAUCUCUCCAGCUCUGUCCAGGCCCCUCUAUUGUGAUCCCUGUCAGAGCAGUCAGUGGUGGUAGCUGGGCUCCAUUUAGUUGUCCUGGACCUAGUCUGGUGGAGGCUGUGGUACUUGUGUGGUCCACUAGUCUUUUGGACUAAUCUUCCCCAUGUGUCUUUGGUUUUUUUCAUUUUCCCUUGCUCUAGACAGGUAUGCCACAGUUUGUUUAUCCAUUCAUCUGUUGAUAGACACUCGGGUUAUUUUCACCUCGUGGCCAUUGUGAAUAGUGCUACAAUGAGCAGUGGUGCACAUGUCUAAGUUCGUGCUUUCUGCCCUUUUGUAUAUAUAGCUAGGAGUGGAAUUGCUGGAUCAUAUGGUAAUUGUGUGUUUAGCUUUUUGAGGGACCACCACAGCUUUUCCGUAGUGGCUGCACCAUUUACAUUCCCACCAGCAAUAGACGAGGGUUCCAAUUUCUCCAUAUCCUUGCCAACACUUGCUGUUUUCCUUUUUUCUGGUAAUAGCCAUCCUAGAGGGUGUGAAGUGAUAUUUCAUUGUGGUUUUGAUUAUGUUUCUGUAAUGACUAAUGACUUUGAGCAUCUUUCUCAUGUGCUUAUUGGCCAUUCAUUUAUUUUCUUUAGAGAAAUGUCUAUUCAAGUCCUUUGCCAGCUUUUUAAUUGGGUUGUUUGUCUUGUUGUUGAGUUAUAGAAAUUCUUCAUAUAUUUUAGGUAUUAAACCAUUACCAGAUACAUGGUUCCCAAAUAUUUUCUCCCAUUCUGUAGGUUCUGUCUUCGCUGUGUUAUUGGGUUUUGAUACUACUAGUAAAUACCCUUCAUUCCAAGUCUACAGCAGAUUCCCCCUUGUCCUGACAACUUCCAGGUAUGGCUUUGCAUCUUCACAUCAUUGAGAACAUGACUCUUUAUCAGUGAGCAGGUGUUUAAAACAACACAGAAACAAACCUCAUACAUUCUGUAUUUUCCCCAGUUGAUGUGGCAUAGAAUUUGGGGACAUUUAUUCCUCUGUCUGCUCAAAUCACACAGUUAAUUCUUGAAAAGUAGAAACAAAGUGCCCCUCCUCUUUAGCCUGAGUGAUGGACUUUACUCAUUAGAGGUUCCCAGUAAAUCAUUUUUUUUUUUUAAUUCUUUUGUCCUUAUAGUUGUACUCACUUAUUUGUUGACUUAUUUGGCAUCUUUUAUACAGCCAGUUACUAGUAUCUAACUAGUGGUAGCCAUUUUGAACCAGAACACUGUCAACAGAUACGAAAAAAAUUUGUAGCCUCAUGUAUAAAAUGGAGAUUCUAUCUCUCUCACAGGAUGAUUUUGAGGGUCUAAAAUGCUAUGAUAGUUGAUAAGACUCGGUAAACCUUAAGUACCAUGCUGAUAUAAAUGAUUACUGGUGCCUGUGUUUCCCAGAUUCUGUAAGCUUGGAUCAUUAGUUUUGCUCAAGGAAUUCUGCCAUGGUAGAAUUUUGUAUGUGUUUUUAAGUUGCUAACUUAUAAACAAUAGAAUUGUUAAUAAUGUUCCUGAUUCUUUCUACUACAUUUUUCAAAUUGGUUAUUAUUAUUGGUGUACAGAAAGUCUAUUGAUUUUUGUAUGUGGAUUACAUAUCUAACAACAUCAUUGACUGUUUUAAUAGUUUGAAGAUUCUCUCAGGCUUUUCACACAGACAAUCAUGGAUAAAAAACAGUAGUUUGCGAUCUUCUUUUCUAAUUCUUAUACCUCUUAUUUCUUUUUCUUGUCUUAUUGUGUUGCCUAGGGCUACCAUAACUGUUAAAUAAAAGCACUGAUAGCAAGCAGAUUCCUUGAAUUAUUCCUGACUUUCCUGAGAAUGCUCCUCAACUUUUAACCAUUUUCCAUGAUGCUUGCUGUAGAAUUUUAUUAGGUUAAGGAAAGUCCCUUUUAUUACACAUUCGCUCUCUUACUAAAAUGGUGAAUGAAUGUUCGAAACAUUUCCUACAUCUGUUGAAAUGUUUAUUUUUUAUCCUUUUAUCUAGUAGCUUGGUAUAUUAGAUUAGUAGACUUUUGAUUAUGCAAACCAUCUUUGCAUUCCUGAGAUAAUGUCAUUUCCUUCUACCUGACUCAGAGUAACUGUCUCCCAUAGUUAAGAAUUUGCAUUCCUGGAAACUCACGGGCUGUCCAUGGCACCGGACUGUUUUUCAGGUUAUAAAAAUGCUCGGAAACAUUUAUCAGUAUGUGUCAGGAGUACACGGGAAGGAGCACUUGAAUUUGUAGUCAUGGGCCUGAUAGUCACAUGUAGGACCCUGGAGAGUUUAUGCAGAAGGCAAAAUAAAUUAAAGUUUUAGAAUCCUGUGUCCUAGAACAAACUUCAGCUGCCUGAGAAACAGUAUACUACCUUCCUGCUUUAAGACCUACAUGUUAAAAACAGGUUAGUGUUGAAGGAGAGCAGUUAAUGCUUAGUCUUUAUAAAAGACUCACAGGUUACAGGUAUGUAAGGGCUUUCAGAUGCCUUCUCUGUUUCAGAUGUUGCAACAUCCAAUGUAUGUAAGGCUUUGGAGAAGAUAUUUUCAUUUCUUUGUUUGUGACUACAAACAAAAGACUUUAUGGCCUUAAUCUAUGCAGAGAGGAGGCCUGGUGGCAGAGUGGUUAAGUGUUCAACUGCUAAACUAAAGGUUGGCAGUUUGAACCCACCAGCUGCUCCUCAGGAGAAAAAUGUAGCAGUCUGCUUUCGUAAAGAUUUAUAGCCUUGGAAACCGUAUGGACUGGUUCUACCCUGUGCUGUACUGUCACUGUGAGUCAGAAUUGACUCCACAGCCAUGGGUUUUAUCUAUGCAGAAAUUCACUGGUGACCUGAUUUGUGAUGCAUCCUGUUUCCAUGCCUACUGGCUGGAAUCGCUAAAUCUCCCCUACUUCGUGUGUUACUUGAAGAUCCCCCUGGGGUCACUUCUACUUCAGUUGUAUAUUUUCUGUUGCCUUCUCAUUUUUGUGACCUCGGGAAUAUGCGUAGCAAAGAAAAUGAAUUAAUGAGGAAAGGUUCUGUUUGCUGUUCUCAUUCAAAAGGCAAUCAUUUCACAGGGCAAGGAUUUCUGUCUGAAUCUUGUUUUCAGUACAAAUUCAAGAAUAUCAGCUUCACUGAGCAAAUAUUGAGCUUCUGUUUUUAAAUCAGCAAGUGUCAGACCCUGCAAAUGUGCCCAAGUAUAUUGAAGUUGCAAAGAGAUCCAAAAAACCAAACCAAACCCAGUGCCGUUGAGUCGAUUCCGACUCAUAACGACCCUAUAGGACAGAGUAGAACUGCCCCAUAGAGUCUCCAAGGAACACCUGACAGAUUCAAACUGCCAACCCUUUGAUUAGCAGCUGUAGCACUUAACCACUACGCCACCAGGGACCCUGCUAAUGUUAGUAUAUUGAAGUUGCAAUGGGAUAUAACUUACAAACACCUAAAACAUGUCUUCUACCUUCAGAGAGCUUACAGUCAAGUCAGUCAUUUAUCAUCACCAAUAUCUCAUAAGUCAGAUGGCUGUGUGCUUCCUGCAUGCAGGCCACCAUCAGAGACCUAGAGAAGACUACAGUAAAAAGGACUUGUCUCUGAUAUCACAGUCCAGAGUACAGUCCAGUGGGGGAGACAAUGCCAAACACGGAUGGAAAGUUAAAAAUAGCAUUACAAGUAUCAAGUCACAGUCCAGCAGAAGAGAGGUCAUAAACUGUCACCAUACUCAUACAUAGUAACUUUACCAGUCAGACUGUCACUAGGGGAGGGCUUUCUGAGGAAUGGGGUAGGAAUUGCAAAGGGGGGGUGGGCCCUGGGGGACACUGUAGGUAAGAGAACUUGGGCAGGAACAGUGGGGGAUAUCCCAUGUAGCUGGACAACAGGGCAUGAGAAGAGGGGAGGGGUGGAAGACAGGACUAAAGAGGUCGUAUCCUGAGGUACCUCAAAAGCCAGCCUGGGUGAGGAAUUUGUAUUUCAGCCCAAGGGUGCUGGGGAGGCUGAGAAGGUGAACUUCAGACAUGGGCUCAUUCUCAGUUAGCUUACUCACCCACACAAUGAGCAAGCUUCGCCAUCCUUUACUGGUGAGAGGGGAGGGGUCAAAAGACUUCUCUUUGGCUUGUUGUUGUUAAAAAACCCAUUGCCGUCAAGUCGAUUCCGACUUACAGCUACUCUAUAGGACAGAGAAGAACUGCCCCAUAGGGUUUCCAAGAGCACCUGGUGGAUUCGAACUGCUGAGCUUUUGGUUAACAGCCGAACUCUUAGCCACCACACCACCCGGUUUCCAGUUAGCUGCCAUGAAGUCCAUCUCCAACUCAUAGCAACACCAUGCAUAACAGGAUGGGACCAUUGUGAUCCAUAGUGUUUUCAUAGACUAAUUUUCAGACAUAGAUUGCCAGGCCUUUCUUCCUAGUUCAUCUUAGUCUGAACGCGUCACUGAAACCCAUUCAGCAUUAUAGCAGUACAGGAGCUUCCGCUGCAGUCGCAUGGCAGCUGUGCAUGAAGUGCGUUGGCUCGGAAUGGAACUCGGGUGUCCCACACGGAAGGCAGGGACUCUACCACCGCGCCGCCACUGCCCCCUCUCUUCUGCUUCGUUAUCAGUUGCUGUUGAGUUGAUUCUGACUCAGGGCCACCCCAUGUGACAGUAGAACUGUCCUAUAGGGUUUCCUAGGCUGUAGUCUUUACUGGAGCGAAUUGCCAGGUCGUUUACCUGUGGAGCCACUGAGUACGUUCAAACUAUUAACCUUUCUGUGAGCAGCCCAGUACUUAACCUUUGUGCCACCAGGGCUCCUUUCUCUUUUGCUUACUCCUUUUUAAUCUGAAGGUGGGCAGGAGGUGUUUGCACUUGCAGCAGGUGUGCCAGUGGCCUGUAUGGUGAUGUCUCUCUGGCUCCCAGCUGGUGGAGGGUGGCAGGUGAAAGGCAGGCAUGAGAACUGGAUGACCCACGCAGAGGUGGCGUAAUAUUCUUCCCACCUCAGCAGACAUGACGAAACAAACUCUGUCUGCUUUGAACAAUUAAUACAUUUGUCAGAGCAGCUUGUGGGGAGCGGGGUGGGCACAAGCAGCAGCGUGCUCUCAGUAGAAAAGUCCCCGGGCAUACUUACCGUCGUAAUUCUGUUUAGCAUUGCCAGUCCACGUGCUGGACAUCUAAGAUAAACAUUUUAGCAAGUGCAACCUUUUGAAUUUGAACAACCAUAAUGAUCUGAGCUGUGUCUUGGCCCGGAAGUAGCUUUUAUCGGUUUUCGGAGAAACUUGGACCCUGAAUUGUGAAGUAAUGAUUUGCUUUACUUGAGAACAGAAAUGCAAGAAAUACCGAAAUUAUUUCAAGCCACCGCACAACAUGGGCCUUAUCAUGCAAUCCUCUGAGAUCCCUGUUCUCCCCACACCCCCUCAGCUGACCCAGUGACCCCAUUUAACCAUGAUCUUCCUGUCUCUCUCCUAUUCUCCUUACUGGUGAAUAUGUCACAUCAUUUUACUCUUUAAAAUGAGCAACGCCUUCCUCCCCACAGUCCCCAUUGGGUGUCUCAUCAGCACAGGACUAUGGAGUUAGGCUCCUUAGAGAAGGACUCCAGGCCCAGAGAGCUGCUUGUCCUGCCCAUGCCCUCAGCUCAUUGGUCCUAAGGUGGAGACGAAAGCCCAGCUGACCUGACCUGGGCCUGGCACUCUGGGAGAGGGGGCUGUGACAGGAACCCAGCCAAUGCAAGCAUCCAGAGGAAGGGAAGGAAGGGUGAGAGCCGAGAGAACUAGGACUCUUGUCCCAUUACCUGAGAGGUGUGUGUGUUGGUGGCAGGGUGUUCAGGAACAGGAAAGACCUUAGUCACACUCCAUGGUUGGCACUUGCAUCUGUACCAGUUGGUGACCAAGCUGGGGCCCAGUCCUCUGGGUGAGGCCAAGUGCUCUCCUCGCAGAGGAACAGCAUGAGCCAGUCCUUUGCAAUAAUGGAAUGGUACAAGAGAAACUUACCCAUCUGUAAAUGCCCUCAGGGAACACUCAAAAAACACCCGACAAGUUCCAUGCAUUGGUUUUCAUUAACUCUGCCCUGGAAACGUAGCAUUCUGGAGUUUAUUAAAUAGCUAAAUAUGGUCUGAUAACAGUAAUAAUAGUGGCAGCUAACAUUUAUUGAGGACUUACUGUGUGCCAAGCCUUGUUUUAAACACUUCGUUGACAUUUAAUCUUCCCAAGAAUCAUCCCUUAUUAAGAGAUAGAAAGUGAAAUACUGAGUUUUAGAACAACAGACAAACCAACCCAGCAAAAAACCCCUGGCACUAGGCCCUGAAGGGAUCCCUGGGUGGCACAGAUGAUUCGUGCUUGAACACUAACCAAAAGGUUGGCGUUUUGAACCUCCAGAGGCACCUCAGAAGAAAGGCCUGGCAAUCUGCUUCCAGAAGGUCACAGCCUUGAAAACCCUAAGGAGCAGUUCUACUCUGCACAUGAGGAGUUGCCAUGAGUUGGAAAGGACUUGACGACAACGGGUUUGGUGUUUGGGUUUACCAGGCCCUGUGAGGGCAGGGUUCUUUGCCCUCAAAGUGCUUGAAAUUUAAAACUGUCAGAAGAGCAUUUACAUAGACUGACUCGGUGCCGAGUGAGUAGGCCCUUUCUGUCAUGCACUAACUCAACAAGCGUUACGGAGCCUGAGCUUGGUGCCAAGUGUGGGGUGAGAUGCUGCAGACAGACAACACAGACGCCCAGCCUCCAAUCUACAGCAUCUGCAUGGAAUAAACCACAAGCCCGGGGUGCUGGGGCUGUGACAGAGACACCCCCGAAUUAGAAGAGGAGGAGGAGGAGACCGCUGAGUCUGGAAGGAUGAGGCGGAGGUCCAGAGGGCAGAGUGGAAUCGGAGGUGGAGAAGCCAGGCUGCUCCAGCCCCUGAGUGAUGAAGGCGACGAUGGUGCCCGCCUGUGGUCUCUGGUACACUGAGGGUGGAACUAGAUACCGGAUCAGAUGUUGUUUAGCACAGUGCCUGGCAGACAAUAAAAAAAAAAAAAAAAUUCGUGUUUAGAUUAAAAGAGCUUUGGAGGAGGGGCUCAAGUUGGGGUUUUUUUCAAGAAUAAUUUUAUCACAGUAAAAUAUAUAUAACAAAAUUUUGCCAUUUUAACCACUUUUAAGUGUAGAGUUCAGUGACAAUUACAUCCACUACGCUAUGCUACCAUCACCAGUGUCUGUUCCCAAGUUUGUCAUCACUCCAAACAGAAACUCAGUACCCCUUCAGCAGCAACUCCUCAUUUCUCCUUUCCCCAAACCCUUUCAUCAGUAAUAGACUUUUACCUAUUCCAGAUGUUUCAUGUAAGUGGGAUCAUACACUAUUUGUCGUUUUGUAUCUGACUUAUUUCAUUCAGCGUAAUGUUUUCAAGGUUCAUCCAUGUCAUAGCACGUAUCAGGACUUCAUUCUCUUGAUGGAUGAAUGAUAUUCCAUUGUAUGGAUGUACCACGUUUUGUUUAUCCAUUCAUCCACUGAUAGGCACUUAGGUCGUUUGCACAUUUUGGCUAUUGUGAAUAGUGCUGUAAUGAACAUUUGUGUACAAGUAUCUGUUUGAGUCGUUGCUUUCAAGUCUUUUGGGUAUAUACCUGGAAUAGAAUUGUUGGGUCAUAUGGUAAUUCUGUGUUUAACUUUUUGAGGAAUCACCAAACUGUUUUCCACGUGGCUGUAGCAUUUUACAUUCCUACCCACAAUGGACGAGGGUUCCAGUUUCUCCACAUCUUCCCUAACACUUGCUGCUUUCCAUUUUUCCUGUAAAAGCCACCCUAGUAGGUAUGAAGUGGUAUCUAAUUGUGGUUUUAAUUUGUAUUUUCCUGUUGACUGAUGACUGUGAGCAUCUUUUCACAUACUUCUCGGCUGUUUGUAAAUCUUCUUUGGGGAAACACCUUUUCAAGUCCUUUGUCCAUUUUUUAGUUGGGCUGUUUGUCUUUUUGUUGUUGAGUUGGAGGUCCCAAGUUUUGUUCAUUGAUCUUUACAUGGCUCCCUACCCCUAGCGUCAGCAUUGGCAUGUGUACCUAGUUGGUUUUCUGAUGCCCACCUGGAAGGUUUCACAGAGGCAGUGAGACCCGAGCCAACUGGUUAAAACUCAGGGCGGGGAAGAGGAGCAGGUCCCAGCCUGAGAGGGAGACCAGAGGAAAGGCCAGAGAUGGUCAGCCUACAGUGAAGCUCCUUGGCGUAGGCAGAGCAACAGACAGAGGACAUGGUGGGCAUUGCUUCUCACCCUGGAUGGGUGCCCCACAACUGUGGCUUCACGUGGGUCUGAUGUGAGGGGUUGGGGGACCUGGUUGGCUGGGGGCUUUCUCUGGGCUGCCGAGAGCUGUUUACCCACAAGCCCCCUCUCCGGCUCCUCUUUAUCAUCAUCGUGUGCAUGUUAAUUUAAACUUAGCAAGACCCAUGCCAAUGAAAACAGAGAAAAUGGGCUCUUAGCAGUUAUUUAGAUUGUAAACUUUCUCUGGAGUGUUUUUUUUUUUUUUUUUUUUCGCCCAGCAUACAAUAAUUUAUUAAGAAAGAUAAAGUGAUUUUUUGGUGUGACUUUAUAGUAGGCCCAUACAUUACCUGGCCUUCUGUUCUUCUGUUUGGGUUUGAUGUUGCUUCCAGCAUGAACUUUCAUUUACCUCCUCCUCAGGGUCGCUGGGACCACAGAGAAAAGUCCCCAUUCUCUAAUCAUUGGUCAUUCCAUAAAUACAUUGAAGCAUAAACUCCCUUCUGAAAGGGCUCAAAACUGUCAUUAAAAACUCCUUUCCGGGAAGGUAGAGUAGAUGGCAUGGAAUACACGGAGCUGAUUCUUUAAAGAUGUUAUUUUUUGAAACCACAGUUGUUCUGUCAUUUUUGUUACCCAAAGUGCAGCCUUCUGAACUUAGUGCCUGUUGUUUAUCAACGAACAGAGGGAGAAAGAAUUGAAGGAAACUAAAAACCGAAAACUCUGAAUUGUUUACAAAGUGAGGUUUUGUUUUGUUUUCUUUUUUUUAAUAUUUAUUAAGAGAAAGAACUACUUUCUUUUUUCACUCUUAAAAUUUUAAGCUCUUUCAAGUUAUGGCCAAUUUGAAAAACUUGGAGCUGGUCUUCAGGCCCAGCUGGAAGGAAAAGUCAAGAAUUAUAGUACUCUGAGCACUGGGCUGCCUGGGCUGGAAAAGUACUGACCAGAGGAGACUGUGUGACUCUGCCUUUUCCUCCUGCCCAGUAAAACCAGUAAACCAGUUGCCGUCAGUGGGAUUCUGACUCAUACAACCUCAUGUGUAUCAGAGGAGAACUGUGCUCCGUAGGGUUUUCAGUGGCUGAUUUUUCCAGAAGUAGGUUGCCAGGCCUUUUUUCCAAGGCGCCUCUGGGUAGACUAGAACUACCAAACUUUCAUUUAGCAGCCAAGUGUGUUAACUCUGUGCACCAUCCAGGGACUCCUCCCCCAUGGACAGUUGCCUGUCUACUUGGCGUGGUCACGCCCCUGUGCAGGACUGUCCGUCAGCUUUACCUGCAGCUGGGGACGUUCAAUACGAACAAAAAAGGAACCUGAGGCUCCAUGACACAUACUGCAAAGAUGCAGAGCCUUAACACAGUGCCCUUCUACUGUAAGUUGGGCACAGUGAUGCCAUGGCAGCGGGCAGAUGCCCACACUGCAAAGGCAUCUAUAUUUAGGUGUGAGGCACACGAGUGCCAAGGUAAAGACAGACACGAUCCAUGUCGUCCCAGCAGGCUGUUUGUUUUGGAACAGAAGGUUCCGUGUUUGUCCUCCAGUCUUCUGCUCACAGGCAGGGCUGUGUGGCCUGUGUGUUAGGCAGGCUCCCCAAAGCCAAGGCCGUUUGGAAGGCAUCAGAGCCCUCUCUGAAUGCCUGUCCUUCAUCCUGGGUGGCUACGUGCUACCAGGCAGGGACUGGACAGUGGGGUUUAGUAGUUGCUGUCCUGCUCAUUGUUUGCAAGCCUGUAGUUCAGCCCUGAAUGACCUAGUCAUGACCAGUGGCUCAUCCACAUUAACCUAUCCCUCUCUCUCUCCUGGCACAGCCUUCUGGGCCUGCUGGCCACACAGAGACAGAUCCCCCCUCUUUCCCAUUGCACACCUGCCACCUUGGGACCUCCUGAGUAUCCCUUCCACCUGGGAAGCACAGCUCAGCUCUUUAAGCUCAGUGGGCCUGCACCCCACCAGCAGCCCCAAGUGCGUCUGCCUGUCUCAGUUAGGCACCAUCCCCAGCCCAGAUGCCCUCUGCCUUUUCCUUCAUUUCUCCCUGGAAGGAGCCUCCACUCCAGCUGGCACUCAGUUCUCUCCUGCAUGCUCUCGCCCAAAUGCCUUUGCUCCCUCUAUCACCCCUAGCUGUGCUACCCCCUCCCCACUUGCUGUUCACUUGUCUACAGCCCCCUGGCGCGGAUCCCUUCCUCCUGGGAUGCGUUACUGGGGGCCUCCCUAGAGGCCAUGCUGGCCUGCCUUCUGGAAUGUCCACAUCUGACUUCUCCCCUGUGUAAUUCUGAUGUUCCAUCCUUCAAGGCCUAGCCCGGCCCCUUCCCUGCAGAGCCUAAGCUGACACAACCUUCUCCCUGAAGCUCAGGCUGCACACCUGUACCCAUCAGCGAUCCCCUGCCUGGUGUGAUCUGAUGUGGGCACCUUUCUCCCAGCCAGAAUGGGUGCUUGAGAGGGAAAGGGCCAGCCCAUCUCAGUCAUCUUUGUGUCCCCAGUGACACGUAGCACACCAACCAAGUCCCUAAGAUGGAACCCUUACUUCAGUGAUUCUAAAAGUCUCCAGCAUUGCCACCUCCAGAGCAGGCAGGGGAGCGUUUUCCUGGGCAGGAAAGGGAUAGAGCAGGUCUUGGAGUGAGCUCCCCUUGACCAGAUUAGGGGGCAGCAGUCCUGACUGGGGAUCUUAAACCGACUCACCAAGGGGACAGCUGUAAACCCUGUUUGAGUAUCCAGCACCUUAGAGGGCUGGCUUUGACAUUUGGAGGGGGCAAGCCCCUCUGAGGACCUCCUCUGUAUUGUAACGCUCAGGUUGAUGCUCUGUGGUGAAGGCCUGGGGCAUGCAGUAGGGUGAGGCGCCCUAAGUUCUGACUUUUAGGAGAGCUGUAGGAGCUGUUCCCAGUCCUGCCUCCCAAGAGCCUCCACGAGCACUCUGAAAACCCCCUGAACCCAAAACUUCCUGCAAGCCUUAUGCCCUCACUGUCACAGCAAAAUGAAUCAGUCCUUUUCUCAGAAUUUCUGCUGAUCCCAUACAAAAUGAGUUCCGUAGCUUAUCUUCCUCAGCAGGGAAAAAAACAAUUCCAUAUGGAAGAGGGAGAAGCUCCUUUCCAAGCAGCCUCUCAGGCCCCAGGGGCCCAGCCUGCAGAGCCCCAGAGCCUCACAGCUGCUGGGCCUGUCUCCACGGCUUCAGGAGGAAGGGGCCUCACAGCUGGCAGGGGGUCCCCAAGAUGGCCUUUCCAGCUGAGCGGGUUGGGGCCUGCCAAGCCUGCCUCUGACUUCUCAGGAUCUCUCAGGCAGCUGGUACCUGGGUGGGAGGAGUUUCAAAGAACUGCCCCAGGGCAAAGGGAGCAGGCUUGGGAGGAACCUGAGAGGGUUCCAGUCAGUUUGGAAUAACUCAUUAGGUAUGAAUUAGGAAGACCUGGUGGCACAGUGGGUGAGUGCUCGGCUGCUCACUGAAAGGUAAACUGUUCGAACCCACCAGCUACUCUGUGGGAGAAAGAGGUGGCAGUCUGCUCCCCUAAAAAUAACAGCCUUGGAAAUGGUAUGGGGCAGUUUUACUCUGUCCUGUAGGGUCGCUAUGAGGCUGAAUCAACUCAACAGCAACGGGGAGUAGUAGUAGUAAGGACUGCUAUUAGUGAGUAUAGCCAUCCCCUCAUAAAUCCUGGGGCUUCCACUUAACCCCCCGCACCCUGUCCCUGGAACAGCUGACCAACUCACUGCUGAGCCCUUUUGUUUUUUGGUGACAGAGCCUGAUUUCAGGUUAGGUCUGCCAUUUCCCAGGCUCUUUCACCGGGGCUGCAGGGAAGAAAGCCAACACUUCCGUUUCCCAAGGAAAGUGCAGAGUUGCAUGCACACCUAGGGAGGAUGUUUGUGCUCCACGGAGACCACAGCACGUUUGUUUUCAGAGUCAACGUUUGUCUGGGCACAGCCAAUCAGGAGAGUCCUCAGAGAGCUGACCCUGUCACCUCUGUAUCCGCAGGCAUGGCCUGAGCCCGUUCUGACCUAGGACAGGGCAGCCUGGGACCACCCUGCUAACCUAGGGUUCCAGGCCCAGCACUGCUGGUGACCUUCCUGAAGCCACAUCCCCUCUCUGGGCAUCAAUUUCGCUGUAACCGUGGGGGGCGGGCUUGAUGCUGUGUAAGAUCUUUUCCAUCGCUGACAUUUUAGAACUCUGAUCUUAAAUGUUUACGCUUAGCCUGUAGAUUCUACCACCAAAAUGUAAUUCAAGUAUGUCUACUUCUCCCCAUUUCUCUCAGCAACCCCGUGGUCGUAUCAUUUCCUGCUUGCAUCCAAUGGCUUGAAAUGAACCCCAUCUCCUUGCCAUGGGUUCACUGAUCACAUACUGCACGUCAUUCUGCCUCGGACCCUGCUCACUUUACCCAGUGCUCUUCUGUCAGCCCUGGAAUACAGCAAGCUCUUACCUGAGAGGGUUCCAGUCAGUCUGGAAUAACACAUUAGGUAUGAAUUAGGAAGAUCUGGUGGCACAAUGGUUAAGUGCUCAGCUGUGAUUGACUGUUCCUUCUACUUAUUCAUAUCUCAGCUUACAUGUCACCUCUGCAGAGAAGCCCUACCCAGGAUCCCUUUCUGAAGUUUGUCCUCCAUGACUCCAUGUCUCAUUCCUUGCUUAUCCUCCUUCAUGGCACUUAAGACAUGUUGGCACUAUUGUGUCUUUUUAUGUGUGAGUCUCUUGUCACCUCCACCAGCAUGUGAGCUUCACAUGGUUGGGGAACUCCGGAGGGCAAGAGCUGUACCUGUCUAGAACACUGCUGAACACCUAGCACCUAGCAUAGUGCUGGUAUACAGUAGGUGUUCAAUAAAUGUUCGUUGAAUGAAUGAGUGGUUGAAUGGAUGGAUGCGUCCUCCAUAAAGAGCUCCGUUUUCCUUCCUGGUACCUCUAUCCCAAGGAGCCCUGGUGGCAUAAUGGUUAACUACUCGACUGCUAACAGAAAGGGUGCUGAUACAGAUCCACCCAGGGGCUCUUCAGGAGGAAGUCCUGGCGAUCUGCUUCUGUAAAGAUUACAGCUUAGAAAACCCCAUGGAGCAGUCGUACUCCUCACCCUGCUAUUUGUACCUGUGACCUCAAACACAGUUGGAUGGAGAUUAAAACUCAGAUCCGUUUAAUAUUUUCAAAGGACCUGCUCAGGGCUAGGCAGGGGUUAGUGCUUCCAAUCGUUAUUUUGUUUAACCCUUGGCAACCUUCGUGAGAUUGAUGGUAGAAUGGACAUACCCAUUUUGCAGAGGGGAAAACUGAGUCUCAGAGAGAUUAAGUAACUUUGCUGAAGAUCACAGAGCUAGUGAGUAGUAGAGCCCAAAUCUGAACCUGGGACUGUCUUCACCAAGUCCAGGGCUGUUUCCUUUGUACCCAAUGCCACUGAGCUGAGGGGGAUCUGGCAGAGCAGUGGCCAUGGGCGGAGAAGGGAGCAGAGGGAGGGAAGGGUGGAGAGAGGCCUGGCAGGUCCAUGUGUGGGAUUUCAGGUUCCCUUAGUGCCCAUCUAAGGGAACCUGAAAUCCCACACAUGUAUACACGGACUCCUGGAUUGACUAAUGUCUCAUGGGUCAUGGGAACCUGACCUAAGGUCUCUGGCAUUCUUAGCUCGUGUUGUACAGAGUAUGGGGGUUUUGUUAAGAUUUGUGAUGAUUAAGGGCCCAGAAAAUGGGCUCCGUGAUGCUGCCCUUUCAACAGUGACCUGUCAGCUGCUUUGGGAAGGCCUUUCUGAGGCCAGCACUCACUCCAUCACACAGUCGUCCUUCAAGGGAUAGUUCUUUUGGCAAGACGUCCACUCGGACCCCAAGAUGCACCUAUUUGCCAGAAGCCAUGGUGGAGAAGAGAACACUGGGCAUGAAACCAGGGUUUGAAUCUCGGCUUUGCCAUUCAACAGCUGUAUGACCCUGGCCAGGUCAUCUCCCUUCUCUGAGCCUUAAGUUCUUUAUCUGUGAAAUAGCACCUAUAUAUCUCUAUGGUAGAGAUCGUUGUUGCUGCUGGUUGCCAUCAGUUCAGCCCCGACUCACGGCGACCUUGUGUAUGACAGAACGACGUGUUGCCCGGUUCUGCGCCGUCUUCAUUUUCAUUGGCAUGUUUGAGUCCAUUGCUGCAGCUGUGUGUCAGCCCAUCUCCUCAAGGCUCUCCCUCAUCUUUGUUGGCCCUCCGUAGGGUCACUAUGAGUUGGAAUCAAUGGCAGUGGGUUUGGUUUGGGUUUUUUGUCUCUACUUUACCAAACUUCAUGUCCUUUUCUAGUGAUUGAUCUCUCCUAAUGACGUGUCCAACACAAGCAAAUAAAAGUCUCACCAUGCUUAUUUCUAAGGAACAUUUUGCUUAUGUUUCUUCUAAGACCAAUUUGUUCGUUCUUUUGACAGUUCACAGUAUAUUCAAUAUUCUUUGCCAACACCACAGUUUGAAUGCAUCAGUUCUUCUUCUGACUCCCUUUUUCAUUUUCCAACUCUUCAUGCAUAUGAGGUGAUUAAAAAGAGUAGGGAUUAAAGAGUCAUAUUUGAAUGACAACUUCUGACAUGAAAUAGGCACUUAAUGAUUCUUGGAGUGAGUGAAGGAAUGCCAUCUAAGAUGUCCUCUUCCUGGAAGACAGUAGAGCUUCAUGUUCUGCUCAGCAUGAAAAGCUUUAAUUAGGCUAUUAUAUGAGGUCGAUUACCCACAACUUCCGAGAGCUUACCAAAAACAUUAAUGAUAUGAACGGGGAUUUUGUUUUUCAGGCUGUAAAGUUGUGUUCUGGAUAAUUAUAAACAGAUAACAGCGCAUACUUAUACAGAGUUGACCUUCUGUUGGGCACUGUUCUGAGCACCUUUUAUUCAUUAACUCGUUUAAUUGUCACAACAGCCUUAUGAGGGAGAUACCAUUUUUGUCUUCAUUUUUCAGAUGAGAAAAGAGAUACAGAAAGUAAGUUUCCCCUGGGGACACAGCUAGGAGGUGGCAGAGCUGGGAUACAGCACUGGGAGUCUGGCUUCAGAGACUCAGCUCAUAGCUCCUAGGCUAAACCAAUGGUGUUGAUUGGUGACCAAAGGGGGCAUCAUAUCCAGGGUAAGAGAAUGCGUCCCAUUUAGUGAGGAAGCGAGGAAACGCUAGAUUGUAGCAAUUCUGUUCUGCUUAAAACAGUUGGGAAAUAAGACUUCUAGAUAAAAUGGUUAGGAAACUGUUCCCGUACUUAAAAGGCAGAAUGGGCCCCACGUCAGUAUUGACCACCCUCUGCCUUCUUGGAAAAGGACACAGUAUUCCUCUUGUUAAAUUUUUUGGCAGUUAUUAUAAAUAUAUAUUUAUAUUCUGUGAACCUCCUUUUUAAAGUUGCUUUUUUUUUUUUGCUAAAUUAUCAAAAUUAUUGAGGUGUAAGGUCACUGGGUGGCACUGAUGGUUUGCUCUCAGCCAUUAACCUAAAGAUUGGUGGUUCAAACCCACACAGCAGAGCUGCAGAAGAAAGUCUUGGCAGUCUGCUUCUAUAAAGGUAACAGCCAAGAAAACCGUAUAGAACUCAGUUCUGCUGUGUAGCAAUGUGGUUACCAAGAGUCAGAAUCGAUUCAACAGCAAUUUUUUUUAAUUGAGGUGUAAUUUACCUACAAUAAAAUCCAUUCAUUUUAAGUGUACAUUUCUGAGUUUUGACAAACUGACACACUUGUGUAACUACCACCAUAAUCAAAAUAUAGAAGAUUUCCAUUAUCCCAAAUGGUAUGGGUUGCCUUGUGGCCCUUUCUAGUCAAUUCCUCCACUGCCUAGCCCCAGGCAAACAAAAAUCUGCUUUCUGCCACUAUGGAUUAGAUGUAUCUUUUCUAGAGUUUCAUAUAAAUGGAAUCAUAUAAUAUGCACUCUUCUGUCUGGCUUCUUUUGCUCAGUAUAAUACUUUUGAGAUUCAUCCAUAUUGUUGCAUGUAUGGGUAGUUCUUCAGGUAGUAUCCCAUUGUAUGACUAUAUCAUAAUUUGUUUGUUCACUAUCUAUUGAUGAACAUUUGUGUUGUUUCCUGUUUGGGGCUAUUAUGAAUAAAUAUCCAAUGAACGUGUAAGGACAUACUGUUUUUAUUUCUCUUGGGUGAAUGACUAGAACUGGAGUUGACAGGUCAUAUGGUGUAUGUUUAGCUUUUUAAGAAACGGUCAAACUGUUCUCCAAAGUGGUUGUACUAUCUUGUAUUCCCACCAACAGUGUAUGAGAGUUCUGGUGCUGCAUGUCUUAGCCACCUAGUGCUGCUGUAACAGAAAUACCACAAGUGGAUGGCUUUAACAGACAGAAGUUUAUUCUCUCACAGUCUAGUAGGCUAGAAGUCCAAAUUCAGGGUGUCAGCUCCAGGGGAGGGCUUUCUCUGUCGGCUCUGGAGGAAGGUCCUUGUCAUCAAGGUUGGAACAGCAACUCUGCUCUCUCGGCUUUAGGCAGACCAUUCUCCUAGUCCAUCUGAGUGGUGACUCCGCCCUUAGAAACACCAGAGGCCAUGGCCCCACCCUUUGAAACCCCAGAGGUUGUGGCCUUACCCUUUGAGACUGAGGCAGCUCAACUUCCUGUGUUCCUUGUCUCUUCAGCUUCUGCUUCCUGGUUCCUUGGCGUCUUGGCCCCUUGGGCCUCAUGCCCGCAUCUGCCAUGCUGGGCCAAGUGUUCCAAAACUCUGUAGCUCCACCAGAAGUGCCUGGAGGCACCCCCCUCCACAAGGAAACUUCCUGCACAAAGGCACUCAGCUCUCUUACUCGGCUGUCUGGCGCCGGUCUCCUGGCUCUGUCUGCUGCUGCUGGUUCUCUGCUCCUUCUCACUCACCAUCUGCGCCAUCUCUGGUGUUAACAUUUCUCCUCACUUCCUUCUGAGUCCUCUACCCAUUCGCAGUUUCAAAACAGCUUCCACAUUUUAGGUAUCUGUUAGAACAGCAGCCCAUUCUCUCGGGACCAAAUUCUGUCUUAAUCAUCUAGUGCUGAUGUAACAGAAAUACCAAAACUGGAUGGCUUUAACAAGCAGAAGUUUAUUCUCUCACAGUCUAGUAGGCUAGAAGUCCAAAUUCGGGACGUCAACUCCAGGGUCAGGCUUUUUCUGUCGGCUCUGGAGGAAGGUCUUGUCAUUAAUCUUCCACUCGACUAGGAGCUUCUCCGUGCAGAAACCCUGGGUCCAAAGGACACACCCUGCUCCCAGCGCAGCUUUCUUGGUGGUGCGAGGUCCCCCUGUCUCUCUGCUUGCUUCUCUCUUUUAUAUCUCAAAAAGAUUGUCUCAAGACACAAUCCAGUCUUGUAGAUUGUGUCCUGCCUCAUUAACAUAACUGCUGCCUCUCCCACCUCAUUAACAUCAAAGAGGUAGGAUUUAUAACACAUAGGAAAAUUAUAUCAAUCACAAAAUGGAGGACAGUCACAUGAUACUGGGAAUCAUGGCCUAGACAAAUUGAUACACAUAUUUUUGGGGGACACAAUUCAAUCCACCGCACAUCCUCACCAACACUUGGAACUGUAAGCCUUUUUAGUUUUAGCCAUUUGAGUGAGUAUGUAGUGGUAUCUCAUUAUAGUUUUAAUUGCAUUUCUCUGAUGAUAGUGGAUGUUGAACAUCUUUACAUGUCCUUAUUUUCUAUAUGUUUGUCGUCUUUUAUGACAUUUCAUUCAAAUCUUUUGCCUAUGUCUUCAUUAGAUUAUUAUGUAUCUUAAUAUUGAGUGAUAAGCGUUCUUUAUAUUUUCUAGACAUAAAUCCUUUAUCAGAUAUAUGUAGUGCAAAUAUUUUCUCCAUGUCUUUGGGUUGCUUUUUCAUUUCCUUAAUGUUGUAUUUAAGAGAGAAAAAGGUUUUAAUUUUGACAAAGUCCAGCUUAGUGAUUUUUCUUUUAUGGUUUGUGCUUUUGGUGGUGUCCUAAGAAAUGUUUACCUAUCCCAAAGUCUCAAUGAUUUUCUUCUUACGUUCUUUAGUAGAAGUUUUAUACUUUUAGCUUUUAUAUAUAAGCCCAUGAUCCAUUUCAAGUUAAUGUUUGUGUGUAUGGUGUGAGGUAAGGGUCAGGGUUCAUUUUUUUUUUCCUGUGGAUAUCUAAUUAUUUCAGCACCAUUUGUUGAAGACUGUUCUUUCCCCAUGGAAUGGACCUGACACUGUUUACAGUCAGUUGAUUCAAAUACGUAGGAGUCUAUUUCUGGACUCUGUUCUUUUCUGCCCUUGUCUCAGUACCACACUGUCUGGCUACUGUACCACCAGUUGCUGUCAAGUCAACUCCAACUCACGGUGACCCCAUGUGUGUCAGAGUAGAACUGUGCUCCAUAGGGUUUUCAAUGGCUGAUUUUUCAGAAGUAGAUUUCCAGACCUUUCUUUUGAGGUGCCUCUCUGUGGACUCGAACAACCAACCUUUUGGCUAGCAGGCAAGCACAUUAACCAUUUGGCUCUAUAGGUUUAUAGAAAGCCAAGGGGCCUGCAUCUGUCUACUUACUUGGUCUCUGAUCAUCAGGCCCAGUGGCAAGGCCCAUGCAGGAGAGACGAAACAUUUUUGCAAAUGCCUUCCUGGAUUGACUCAUGUCCCUGUCCUGAGAUUCCAGGUCACCUGCAUUGGCUUGAUUGAAAGUUUCAAAAUGAUCUCUUCUCACCAAACGAAGUCUGUGUGUGUUCAUAUUCAAUGUUCACAUCAUCCAGAGCUCUGAGCAUUCGAGACUUUCUCCCUUCUCUUCUCCCUCCCUCCAAUGUUAACCCCAAAAGCCCUCUGAGGGAGAGAUCAAAAAUGCAAAGUGUCUGCCUUUUUAAAGAGGUACUUUUCAAAAAGUUUUCUAAGGGACUUUAAAUAAGAGCUGCAUAAUGGAAACCAUUUUGCAACCUCCAGCAUGGCCAUUUAUCUCAAUAACCAUUUCAUUUAAAAUGUGGGCCAAACAUAUAAAUCAUAUCUUGAAAGAAAGUAUGUUGGUGCCACAAAAAUUACCCUGUAUUCUUUACCACCUAAUUUAAAAAAUGUGUUUUGAAGCUUGGAAGAAAGCAAACAAGCCUGGGGCCUGGCCGCCUUCUCCCACACGUCCCCUUCCUGCAGUGGGUCCCGAAAUAAAUUCCCGCUCCUCCCAUGCGAAGGAGAGAAGUGGAAGCGCUGAAUAGCACAUCCUGUUAGUCACUCACUACUGCUGCUAUUUUGAAACCUCACUCCUUUUAAUGUCACUUGGUAAUUAGGAGUUGAGAACCCAAAACCAGCCUGCUACUCACCAAAGUUUGGGCUUGUCUCAACCUCCAUCUGAGAAUUCAGUCGUGCCCUUGUAUUUAGGCAAUAAAUGCUCUCGAGUUAGAGCUCAUGGAUAUUCGGGCUUAUUUAACAACAUUCUCAGGAGGAAGGGUGCUAAAAGUCACUGGGCCCUCAGGCCCAUUUUCCAAACUAAUAAGAUGGGGGAGCGGAGACAUUCAGCAGCCUGUCGGCUAUGGGCUGGGAAUUCCAGGGCCUUCCACGAGAAACUCUACUAAGAAAUCAUGGCUAAAAUGGCAGCUUCUCCAUCAGCAGAUGAAUGGGUGAGCAACAUGCAGUAUACCCAUACAGUGGGAUAGUACUCAGCCAUAAAGAGAAAUGCAGUCCUGCCACAUGUCACAACACUGAUGAACUUUGAAAACAUCAGCUGAGUGAAACAAGUUGUCAUGGAUUGAAUUAUGUCCCCCCAAAAAAGUGUGUAUCAGUUUGGCUGGGCCAUGAUUCCGGGUCUUAUGUGAUUUUCCUAUAUGCUGUAAAUCCUGCCUCUACGAUGUUAAUGAGGGGGGAUGGGUGACAGUUGUGUUAGUGAGGCAGGACUCAAUCUACAAGAUUGGAUUGUGUCUUGAGGCAAUCUCUUGAGAUGUAAAAGAAAAGCGAGCAGAGAGAUGGGGACGUCAUUCCACCAAGAAAGCAGUGCUGGGAGCAGAGCACAUCCUUCGGACCUGGGGUCCCUGCGUGGAGAAGCUCCUAGUCCAGGGGAAGAAGGCCUACAGAGAGAGAAAGCCUUCCACUGGAGCUGACGCCCUGACUUUGGACUUUUAGCCUACUUUACUCUGAGGAAAUAAAUUUCUCUUUGUUAAAGCCAUCAACUUGUUGUAUUUCUGUUAUAGCAGCACUAGAUGACUAAGACACAAGUCAAACACAAAAGAACAAAUAUUGUAGGACAAAUAUUGUAGGAUCCCACUUAUAUGAAGUAGACAGACACAGAGAGGCCAGAGUUUAUUGGGGGUUUCCAGGUGUGGCAGAGAGGGGGAGAGGGGAGGCAUUGCUUGGGGGUGCUGAGCUUCUGUUAAGGUGGUAGAACAGUCUGCAGAUGGGUCCUGGUGAUGGUUGUACAUCAUGAUGAACAUAAUCAACGUUGCUGAAUUGUACACGUAAAAAUUGUUGAAUUGGCCAAUGUUUGGUCGUAUAUAUUUUUACCACAAUUAAAAGCGGGGAGGGGAGUGUAGAAUCUGCCCCCCUGGCAGGAGGGUUUUUAUUUUGCUUCUCAGAAUUUCAUGGGAGGGGAAAACAGAAGAAACUCCAGGUAUUGCAUACUGUGGCCUGGGCUACGCUGUGCAGUCCUCAUCUCAGCGUCCCCAGAGAUGUCCGUUCUUUACCUGUGGCUGCUGCAUAAAAGUGAGAUGGGAGCGCUGUAACUCAAGAGAAUAAAAUUCAUGCCCAAAACCCCACCACUCAGAGCUUGUGGUUCUGUCGUGCUUUCUAGUUCCAGCCUUUUUAAAAACUUUUUACCGUGUUUGUCUAUGUAACAGGGGUCAGACUGAACAUACAGCUUUAUUUUCUUCAUAGAACACAUAUCAUUGUCUCAUAUCAUUAAAACUUGUUUGAAAACGUGUUUAAUGCCAGCAUAGUACUCUGUCCUAUGUGUGGGCCACACUCUCCCCCACCCAGCCCCAUCCACACAGUCUGGGAAGGGCAGGGACUCCAGCGCCCUGGAGGGUGACAGGAGGGAGCAGAGGUCAGGCAGGUUGGAGCGGCUUUGUGGGGUGGGGGUCAGGACCAGCCCAGCAGUUUCUCUUUUCUAGCCAGAGGAUGGCCUCUGCCCCACCGUGGGAUGCACCUUCUCCCCCUGUCUCCCUGUGCCCCUGUCCCCUGGCCUUGGAGGCUCACUCAGCACUUGGUAGGGUGGCAGGAAACAAGCAGCUGUUCUCAGGUGGCCUGUCCCAGAACCUCCCUGCCUCCAAGGUGUCACAGAUGGAGGGGUGCAGCCUCCAGCCUGUCCUCCAUUUCCCCCUCUUUCUCCCAGCUUAGUAGCAGCCCUGCAUUCUUCUCUCUCUGCUUCCCUUCUGUGCCACCUUUAGGAUGAUGCCUCCUCCAGGGCAUCCUGCCCACACGUCUGUGUCUCGGGCAGCCUUGCUUUUGGUGCAGGAGCCGGAACUUUGGCACCACUGACAUGGUCUCACAGUUUACUUCGUGCAGCCUGGGGUGUUGGCCUGUCUUUCUCCUUCUCUGGGUUUAGGUUCAGAGAUGUGAGGCAUGACCCCCGCCCCGCACCUCCCCAACAUUGCCAGUGGGGGUGCUGAGAAGAUUGGGGCCGCGAUCCCCCAAAGGUGGCACGUGCACUCCUCCUGUGAGCACAGACCCCGACCAGCGCCUCCUCCCCAAUCAUCAGCUGUGUGGCCACAGUCGGAGGAGACAUCCUUCUGACCCCACCACAGCGGAGGGCAGCCUGCCCUGCUGCUGCUGCUGCUGCUGCCGCCAACAUAAAGCAUUUCCCUUCUCCUUCCUCUCUCCUCACCUUUGGCUGCCCGGUGUUCUUUGUCUAAGUCAUUCUUUGCCUCUUACUAGCUGCCUAGGCCAGGAGUAUUUCUUUCUAGUAAAACUGUAGCCUGGUUCCUAAAACUUUUGGGGCAGUGGGUAUGGUAGGCAGUGCACAUGGUCCUGAAUUGCACCUGGAGAUUGGAAUGCUUACUGGAAACUUCACCGGAAGAUUCUAGAGCAGAAGUUGUCCCAAAAGUUCUAGCUGCCUCCUCUCCCCCCAGCCUUCAGAGGCCUGGUGUCUGGACCAUGGCUAGGUUUGGGGCUGGGUCUUAAUUCUUCUCCCAAACCUGGUGCUCUGCAUCAGGCCAGACUAGACAGAGGUAGAAGGCAGUGCCUAGGGUACAGGGGUGCACAGGCAGGCAUCUUUCAAAAGUGAGGUAACAAGUGUGGUUGUGUAAAAAAGGGUAAGUGCGGACCUUGAGCGUGGUGGAGGGGGCUCAUUCAGUCUCUACUGAAGGAGGGUGUAGGUGUGGUACCUGGUUGAGAGGGGCUGCUGGUGACAGACAGACGAGUACCUGAGUGUCUCCCUGCAGCACAUGAGGGAGCAGACGCGGGGCCAACUUGUGGCCUACUGUCUGCUGUCUCUCUGUGCUCUUGUUUGUUCCUUAAGGCCAGUCACCUGGCACAACAGGCCUAGACAGUUCACAUCGGCCACCCUUAGGGCAGAGGGACUUCGAAGGAUCUUGAAUCCUUGGGUCCCGUAGCGCAGACAUGAGCACAGGGGCGAGCGGCCAGCCUGCUCCUUCCUGGACUGACUGCAGCUCCAGGGCUUACAGGGUCCCUGCGCCCUGUCCUUUCUUACCAGUCUACUGCCUGCCUCGCCCCGUGGGCACUUCAGGGGUCGGCACAGAGGGGCAAGGAGGUGGCUCCUCCAGCCCCAGUUCUGAGAGAGUGGGCAGGUUUCUUUUUUCUUUAACUUUUUUUAUUGUGAUUAAAAAGGUGGUACGGUGGUUAAGCACUUGGCUGCUAAACAAAAAGUUGGCAGUUCGAACCCACCAGCCUCUCCACAGGAGAAAGAUGUGGCUAUGUGCUUCUGUAAAGAUUUACAGCCUUCGAAACCCUAUGGGAAGUUCUGCUCUGUCCUAUAGAGUCACUAUGAGGUGGAAUCGACUCAACAGCAACGAGUUUGGUUUUUAUUGUGGUUAAAAAACGUGUAUACAUCUAUAUAAUAAAAUUUGCCAUUUUAACUAUUUUUAAGGGUAUAACUCAGUGGCUCAUGGCAUUCUUAAAAUAUAUAUAACAAAUCAUUUGCCAUUUUAACCAUUUUUAAGGGCACAAUUCAGUGACAUUAAUUACAUUCACCAUUAUGCAGCCAUUGCCACUGUCUCUAAAACCCAGUCUUCCCCCCAAACAGAAACUCAGCCCCCCUUACGCAGUAACUCCCCAUUCUACCCUCUCCCCCAGCCUCUGGUACCUCUAGUCUACAUUUGUCUCUAUAGAACAGGGUUAUUUCUGAGCUGGCGCCUCUGGGUGGUACAGUUAACAGUCUCGGCUGCGAACUGAAAGGUGGGAGGUUUUAGUUCACCCAGAGUUGUCUCAGGAGAAAGGCCUGAUGGUCUGCUUCCAGAAACUCAGCCACUGAAAACCCUCUGCAGCAUAGUUCUGCCCCUGACGCAUAUGGGGUCGCCAUGAGUCAGAGUCGAGUCUACGGCAGCUGGUUUUUUGGGUUUAUUUCCAAGCUGGCUCAGGUCCCCACAGUGUGACAGGAGCCCCAGACAGGAACCUGGAAAAUAGGUAGUCAGGACCAGGGCCUUCCCCAGUGCCACCUCCCUGUGGCUUCAAACAAGGAGCCAGCCCUGGAAAGUUAUUUGGAGAGGCAGGAGGGGAGAGUCUUCUUCACCACAGGAGAGCGCACAAGAGCCCUAAGGGAGAGAGGAGCCCUAAGGGAGAGAGGAGCUCCCAAGCUGGGGGGUGGGAGGAGGCCAGGGUUGCUGAAAUCAAGUGGUGAGAAGGGAGCGUGGUGGAAGGUAAGCUUGAAGAGGUCACCAGGCCAGGGCAUCUGGCCUAGUGGUUCAGGGAGGAGUUUGUGUCCCCCUCUCCCUACGUGCCAGUGGAAACUUUGAAGGAUAUAAAACUGGGGCAGACCCAACGGGAUUGUUUGUGGAGGAAACUAGUCUGGUGCUGUGUAGGUGGAAUGGUGUUGUGGAGACCCAAGAAGAAUGGCCAGGAGCCAUGGAUGCCCAUGGGGUUCCUGUUUUCUGGGUGGCCACCAAUGGCCUAAGAGGUGGCCCUGGAAACAGCCCUCCCACCCCGCCAAGAUCCAGGCUGAGGCCCUGUUGGGUGUGAAGUAGGGUCUGCUCAGCCUCCCUGACCUGCAGCCUGAGCCUCCUGUUCCUCCUGCCUCUCUAUUCUCCCUUUCUCCUGCCAGGCUGCCUCCUCCCCCCUUCCUGUCCAUAAACCCGAUCUAGGAUGUCAUCGACCAAGCACAGGACCAUGGUCCCCCAGGCUGUGCUAAGGUUCCUGGGAGGAUGCCUGCCUCACAGCUUCUCACCUUGAGCAGCCCCAACCGGUCUGGUUUUCCUGGGGGGAUGCUUCUCUCUGGUUGGAUGCCUCUGGAAUAUUUUUUGUGUGUGGUAAAAAUAUACAUAACAAAAUAUUUGCUAAUUUCACAAUUUUUACAUGUACAAUUUGGGGUUUACAAUUCAGUGGCAUAAUGAUUAAGCGUUUGGCUGCUAACCUAAAGGUCGGAAGUUCGAACCCACCAGCCGCUCCUCGGGAGAAAGAUGUGGCACUCUGCUUCCAUAAAACCCUAUAGGGCAGUUCUACUCUGUUCCUAGAGGGUCGCUAUGAGUUGGAAUCAACUCAACAGCAAUGGGUUUGGGGUUUUUUUUAGUAUGUUAUCACUGUAAUGCACAAUGAGAUUAAUUUGCUUUCGUCUACGUUUAAUUGCAGGAUUUGGCUUUCAGUUUCUUUUUGGCAACAGCUUUAUUGAGACAUCAAUUCAUAUACCAUAAAAUUCACCUAUUUAAAGUAUACAAUUCAGUGAUUUUUAAUACAGUCAUGUGUUGCUUAACAUCCACGGUACGUUCUGUAAAAUAAGACGUAAUGCGAUUUGGACCUUGUGUGAACACCGUAUUAUAAGCAAAGCUAUAUGGUUUCUCUUCCAAACUGAUACUUCCCCUUUGCCUCUUGCUGCUUCUGUCACUAGCACGGGUUUUGCUGCAUUUGGGAGUCAUGAUGCAUUUCACAAUAAUGUUUCUGAAAGAAAAACAGAGAGAUAACACUGCAACCCCCUAAAAAUGCACAGUACAUGAGAUUGGAUGUUGCUGCCUAACGAGAGUUGAAGCAUACACUUAUACGGUAAACUUUUUAUUUGUGAGUAGGGAAAGUUCAUGUAAAAUAACGAUAGAAAGUACAGUACAUACCUAAGCCAGAAACAUAGGCAUUUAUUAUGACUAUCAAGACAUAGAUGUCAUACAUGAUAUAAGUACUGUACCGUUAUACUCCUGGCAGUGCGAUGGCUUUGUAUACAAGAGACAAGAGAUGCAUGUGUUGAAUGCAGCAAGUUGUCGCAUUCCCUACGUCCAGUUACAUUGGUUAGUCCCGUUCUCCAAUUGGGAUUUCUGAGCUCUAUUAUAACCUUAUGGGACCACAGACAUAUAUGUGGUCAGAUGUUGCCCAAAUGGAUAUUAUAUGGCACAUGACCGUAUAGUCACAGAAUUAUACGACUGUCAUCACAAUCAAUCUUAGAACAUUUUCAUCACCUCAAAAAGGAACCCUGUACCCUUUAGCUGUCACCCCCAGCCCUCCCAUCUCCGCAGCCUUAAGUAACCACUAAUCUACUUUCUGUCUCUGUGGAUUUGCCUAUUCCGAACAUUUCAUGUAAAUGUUUUCGUACAAUAGGUGACGUUUUAUGUCUGGCUUCUUUGACUCAGCCUUAUUUUUUCAAGGUUCAUCCAUGUUGUAGCAUGUACCAGGACUUCAUUUCUCUUUAUGGCUGAAUAAUAUUUCAUCAUAUGGGUAUACCACAUUUUGUCCAUCCAUUCGUCUGUCGAUGGACAUUUGGGUUGUUUCCACUUUUUGGCUAUUAUGAAUAAUGCUACUGUGAACAAUUGUGUACAAGUUUUUGUGUGAACGUAUGUUUUCCUUACACCCUAAGAGCAGAAUUCCUGGGUUAUAUGGUAACUCUGCUUAACAGUUUUAGGAGCAGCCAGACUGUUUUCCUAAGUGGUUGUACCAUUUCACAUUCCCACCAGCGGUAUACGGAGGUUCUGAUUUCUCCACAUUCUCACAAAGGCUUAUUAUCGGACUUUUGGGCUCUAGCCAUCCUACCAGGUAAGAGUGGUAUCCCAUCGUGGUUUUGAUUUGCCUUUCCCUGAUGAGCUGGGAUCCACUGGAUGGCAACGGGGAUGGAUGAUGAAUGACACUGAGCAUCUUUUCAUUUGCUUUUUGGUUCCUUUGGAGAAAUGUCUAAUCAGAUCUUUGCCCAUUUUUAAAUCAGUUUAGUUUUCUUUUUAUUAUUGAGUUGUGUUCUUUAUAUAUUCUGGAUACAAGUACCUUAUCAGAUAUAUUAUUUGCGAAUAUUUUCUCCCAUUCUGUGGGUUAUCUUUUCACUUUCUUCAUAAAAAACCAAGAACACCUGUUGCCACUGAGUAGAUUCCGUCUGAUAGGACUCUAUAGAACAGAGUAGAACUGACCCUAAGGUUCCCAAGGACUUCCUGGUGGAUUUGAGCUGCCGACCUUGUGACAGCAGCCAAACUCUUAACCGCUUUGCCACCAGGGCUUUAAAGCACAUAAGUUUUUUAUUUUGAUGAAGUCUAAAUUUACCUAUUUUUUUCUUUGGCUGCUUGUGCUUUUUGUGAUUUUUUUUUUAAUUUAUUUAAUUAUUUAAAUAUGUAAAACAUUUACUUGAUUCUGGAAUUAAAAGGUAUCCUAAAAGCAGUCUCACCUCUAUUCCCAUAUCAUUUAUUAUAAAGUCUGUCUUUUGCUAAUGAUUUGAGAUCAGAUUCCCCGGACCUUUAUCACUAAAAUACUAAAUUUCCGUAUAUACUUAGACUUUCUAUUUCUGGGCUCCUUUUGUUCCAUGGGAAACCCUGGUGGCGCAGUGGUUAAGAGCUACUACAGCUGCUAACCGAAAAAAGAUCCACAGUUCGAAUCCACCAGGCACUCCUUGGAAGCUCUAUGAGAGCAGUUCUACUCUGUCCUGUAGGGUAGCUUUGAGCGGUUUUGUUCCAUUAGGGCCAUCUGUUUAUUCUUAUGCAACUGCAACCCUCUUUGAAUUAUGGAGGCUUUAGGAUAUGUCUGAACAUACAUAGUAGGCAACUCCCCUCAUUGCUCUUUUUCAAAGGUUUUCUUAGGUCUUCUUGCUUAUUUAUUUUUUCUGUGUAAACUUUAGAACCAGCUUGUCUGGCUGCAGAAAAGAUACUUGUUGAUUUUUUAAAAUUAAGACUGUGUUAAAUUUAUAUGUUAACUUGGGGAAAGUUGACAUCAUGUGAUGUGGAAUCGUCCUAUACAAAGGCCAGGCGUGUUUCCCAAUUCAUUGCUGUUGACUUUUAUUUGUUUCCUAAGUCAACACUCUUGCAGCCUAUUAUAACUUUUUUUUUUAAAUAUAGAUUUUGUACAUUUCAUGUUAGAUUUACUCCCUGGUAAUUUCUCUGUUCUGCCACUCUUGUAAAUGUGUUCUUCUCUUUCAUUAUGUUUUCUAACUGGAUGUUGUUUGUAUAUAGGAAUGCUGUCAUUUUUUGUUGUUUUUAAUUUUAUGUCUUGCCAUCUUACUGAAUAUGCUUACCGUUUGCAUUUGUUUUAUUUUCUUGGGUUUUCUAGGUGUACUUUCAUAUCAUCUGCAAAAGGAGGUCAUUUUAUCUCUUCCUUUGAGUAUGAGUGUUCUUAAAGAUUUACAUUACAUAUAGGCAAAUAGCUUCUUUUAAAAAAUAUGGUACCAAUUUAUACCUCUCCUGGCAGCAUUUCACCAUACCCUUGCCAGCACCGAGUAUUAACAUUUUUAAAAAUCUUUGCCAAUAUACUCUUCCUUCACUGAGAGGACAUUUGCUGCACACCUCUCUCUGCCAAGUGUCGUCCCAACAGAGCCCAUCCUGCCCUUGUCCAUAUUCCAGUCGGAGGCCAGGCUUAGCUUCUUCAGGUUUAAGAUGAAGACUGCAGCUGCCUUCUGGGCCCAGCGGGCAGGAACAGGACAGGCUGCCCCAGUGGAUAAAGCCGUCUCUGACCCAGGGGACCCAUUCUGGAAAAUCACUGAGCUGUUAUGUAAACUCCAUUCCCCCCGCACCCCCCUUCUGUAGCAUCAUAAUAAGCCCUUCCAGUUAUUAUGGGCUGUCCUGCUUGACCCCUGCACAGCCCAGAUGGUGCCAGCAUCGUCAGCAUCCUCACUUUUCAGCAGCUGAAGUGACUGACUGAAGCUCCCAAGGAACAAGGGGUGCUCAGGGCUGAGACACUGCUUCCCCCAGCUCUUUUACAAGUGGAUAAAAUGGGUCGAGGCUUCUGGGGGUUCCUAUUUCCCAUAAAGCCCACAAUGGGCCCAGCAUCCCAAAGGCCCGUCUGUGGACAGCCCUGUUUUCACAGGCCUGCCCUGCCUGACUGGGGGCCCCUGGAGGUCCUAGAGGCCCCAGCCUACAGGCUCAGCCCCAUUCUCCUCCAUCCUGGCCUGGCAGGCCUGUUCUUCAGUCCCCCAACCAUGGCACCUCCUCCUGCUCAUAGGCCUUUCCCACCACAGCACUCUUGCUCUGAGCUGUACUAGCCGUGUGGUCUUGGUCAGCUCGCCUUACCUUCAGGAGUGUUUUUGUCCCUGCCUCGCAGGUUGUGGUGUGGGGUGAGUGGGGGUCCUUGUGCUGGGUCUGCAGGGUGCAGGGCACAGGGGAGGGGCUCCAUAAAUGUAUGGGUAAUUGAAUGAGAGCUGGGGGAAAAGGGGGGGAAUUCCACCACAAACCCACUAGCUGGUCAGUUCCAUGACAGACUGUCAGAACUGGAAGACCAUCUGCCCCAAACAAAAAACCAAGCCCACUGUCGUCCAGUCAACUCCGACUCAUGGCGACCCUAUUUGUUACAGAGUAGAAGUGCUCCGUAAGGUUUUCUCGGCUGUAACCUUUACAGAAGCAGACUGUCAGGCCUGUCUUCUGCGACACCAUUGGGUGGGUUCAUACUGCUAACCUUUGGCUUAGUAGCCAAUUGCAAAUGGAUUGCAAGUAUUUGUGCCAAACAGGGACCUAUCCAUCAGACCUAAUGCAGUUUUUGUUGGAAAUUCAGCCAACUCCCCCUCCUGGAGCUAGGUAGGGG